This is a messenger RNA of Podarcis lilfordi (Lilford's wall lizard), 61754 nucleotides long. NCBI's taxonomy places the organism in Eukaryota, Metazoa, Chordata, Lepidosauria, Squamata, Lacertidae. The record is from the annotation of a GenBank genome assembly.
CAUCCUUUCCCUCUGGGGGUUAAAAAGCGAGCCGAAGAACCUUGAGGAUUAAAGCCUCACUUCGCAUUGGCUGGAAAAGUUUAAAGCCCUCAUCUGAUUGGCUGGCAGGGUGUUUAGAGGAGUUGUGAGCUCCAAUUAACGGGGUUCCAUGCAGGCAGCUUGUGAAUAAACGCUGGGGAUUGGAACGUGGGGUUUGCUAAUAGCUCCCGGGGCUCCUCGGUACCUACAGCAGUUAGCGAUUUUUACUCACUCCAAAGCUGUUGUCCCAGUUAAAGAAUUACAGCAAUAAAUACUUGCACGCCUCAGGCAGAUUCAAAUAGGAGGAAGCGCGAAGCAGGGAAGGCAAGCUGAAGAAUGGAUCUGAGUUCAGGAAUCCAAAAGGUAAAUGGCAAUAUUUCUUCCGCCUUACUUCCUCUUGCUUCCGUAGUUAUUGCUGAGGAAUAUUCGAGGUUAGUUUUAGUUUCUCUCUCAACAGCUGUGGCUUUCCAGCAGACCGCAGCAAACAAAGACUUUACCUGCGAGGAAGCUUCACUGAAAUCACUGGGGCUUCCCUUUAAAUAGACCUUUGUACACACCUAGCCUGGGAUUAAAACGCAUAAAGUGGGAAUUACUAUUUGACUGAAACAUUCAGCGUGUUGAAGGGACGCGCUGCUGCUGCCGUAAUCUUAUCGCUGAUAGAUUCCAGUCGGUGUUUUAUGGGGAACAAACUCCAGACUUGAAGAGUCUAAAAAGUGUGCUCAAUACUAAUGUGAUAAGGGGAAUCCAGUUUUGCACAGACUGUUCUACUACUGUUCUGGAUUUUAUUCUAAGAAAUUAGUGGCUGGAAACUGUGUGCGUGCUUUUUCACUUUCACAGUCAACUUCAGUAACUGUAGGAAAUGAAAGAAAUUCGGCUGGUCUAUAAACUUCUUCAUGUGCUGAAAAGCAGUAGCCACAGGCUAAGUAUGAGGUUCGUAGCCUUUGCUUCUCCCGCUGCAAACCUGGUCUGCUGGCCCGAUGCCCAGGCUCUGUAAGUUUGUGCAUAUAAUGUGCUGGAUGUUACAGGUCACACAAAACAAAAAGGAGAGGCGUUUCAGUUGCUCCAGCAGCUUGAAUACAGAUCACUUUCUUUCACAAAGCAUAUGGAAAAGUAGCCAUGAAGCUAUUGCUACUCCUUGUGCAGUUUUCUUUAUGUAAUAAAGUUUAAGACUAUGCCACUGGGGGCGGGAUUUCAUGGGUGUAAUUGAAUUCCCUGCAAAUGGACCUGUGAACUGUGGGUCAAUAUCCAAUCAUACCUUCCGCUUGUAGGCAUAAUUCUUGCUGGGGGUUAUUCCCUGGUUAAAUGACCAGGAUGUCAUUCCUAAGCAUACUGUUUGAGAAGUAAAUCCUACUGAAAUCAAUGGAAUUUAUUUCCGAGUAAGAGCGGUUAAGGUCAGGCUCGUGAGAAGAUCUGCAGCAUGUUGUGUAUUGGGAAAUGCUAAAGAAGUAUUGAAUAAUUUGUGGGUCGAUCACUGGGCUUGUUUGCACUGAGUGUCUGGACCUGUGUGGAAUUGGAAGGUUUUGUUGAAGUAGGUGCUGGUUCAGUGGAAUGAUCAAAGGGUGGGUCGCAAAUAAGAAUGUCUUCAAUUCCUGGAUGCAGUUUAGAAGAAUUUAUGGGAACCUGUGCCCUGAAAGAAGGCCUUUCACUUGGUAUAGCAUAUAACAGGACUGCAUGCCCUUUGUUCUUAACUAUAAGAAUAUUGAUUUCCUUCCCCCAUCCCUUCCUUGUUCAGAUUGGCUUUAUGCAUUUUGAAGCCAUAACUUUGGGACUGGGAGCUUUAUAUAUCUUGAUAUUCAGGAGGGGGGGCAGUUAGAUGUCGUUGGUGCAGAAAAUGAGACUCAAGGUACUGGAUUUGAUCUAUUUCCUAACAGACGGUGAUUAGGUUGUAAGGCACUUUGUCUAGUGUGUAAUAUAAUAGGUGUGCAAGCUUGCUUACAUACAAAACUGUUUAAUAGUCAGAAAAUUGAGUAGUGGCAGUGUUACAGUAUUUGCAAAGGGUUAAAAUAACCUGGACCACAGCACUGUGGAGCAUGGAAAUAGUCAUCCCAAUAAACUAGGUGCAGGGACUUUAAAAGCCAGCACUGUACCAUUCAGCCUCAACAUGCUUAUGUUGCAAAACCUUUUCCACAAUCGGCAUGGGAUGGUUGUUGUGUGCAUACCAACAAAUCCAGGAACGGACUUGUUCAAAACAAAAGGUCCAUUUCUAGCUUAUUGCUUAACCCUUCUUGUCUCUCUUAUGAUAAUUUAAUAUCUCUCCUGCCCUCUGUUCUCAGAUUCCUUGAAUAUGAAGUUUUUCAACUGAUUUUAUUUUUAAGUUUGCUUUUUCUGAGCUUUCUGGGGGAAACCACCUCUGACUUCCAGCUGCUCUGUCAAGCAACUUCUAUUCUGCUUCUCUUCAGUAACUUUGGCACAGCUGAUUAUCUCUCUCCCUUAAACUCUCUGUGUAUCUAUGACUGAAUCUAUGCAUACUGUAUUCAUUACAGUGGUACCUCGGGUUAAGUACUUAAUUCAUUCCGGAGGUCCGUUCUUAACCUGAAACUGUUCUUAACCUGAAGCACCACUUUAGCUAAUGGGGCCUCCUGCUGCUGCACGAUUUCUGUUCUUAACCCGAGGUAAUAUUUCUGGGUUAGCGGAGUCUGUAACCUGAAGCGUAUGUAACCUGAAGCGUAUGUAACCCGAGGUACCACUGUAGUUCUUUUCUAUACUCCCCCCUUUAUGUUAGUGUGCCCCAGAGUUUGGUCCUUAGCUUCCUCUGUCACUUUAUUCCGGGCCCAAAAAUCUGGGAUCCCUUAUGUUCCAUCUCACUCAAUGAGAUCCUCUGAGGGGACACUUCUGGUGGUUCACCCUGCCCCUGUGGUUCAGCCUUUGCAAUGUGAUUUGUUUCCACCAUUCUAACCAACCAGUAUGUAUUGAUGGUUUUUAUUGAUGCUUCUACUGAUUUUAUUAAAAUCUUGUAUGUUGUAUGGCACCUUGAUAAACUUUUAUAAAAGUCUGGAUUAUAAGUAUUUCAAAAAAUAAAUAUUCAUCACUUUAUCAUAACUGACUACUCACUCUUGCCUUUACUUAUGGUUUUCAAUCCUUUAUGCUCCACUCCUGAGAACAUGACAACAUUCAUGUCUUCGUCAUGUCAGCUUUAACUUGGGACUUGAUCUUUCAUUUCAGUGGUGGUGGGACUGCCAUUCCACACUGCUCUGGUAAUAGGCUGGGUCCUGACUUGUACGCAGUGGUGCUCUGUCAGUACUAGAGGAAAGGGGUUCAGGUAGUAAUUUUUGCUGAUUGUCCUCAGCCUCCUGUGUCUCCCUUGGGAACACACACCCAAACAGUUUUGGAAGUUUAUGGGAGGAAAGCAUGGAAGCUGGCACUUGUGAAAUUGUUGCCUUGCUCCUUUCCUUCAGUGGUGAGCCUCCACUGAAUCCUAGUUCCCUGCACAACUGAAGGAGCCCCUCCAUUCUCACAGAAACAAGUGUGGAUUCAACCCAGGGUCUGCUUUCAGGGAACCAUGUAGAAUGGACCAAAUAUGUGGCUAGUCCCCAUGCCAGUAUAAUUUCAUGGGUGCGUCUAGCACAAAGAGUGCUGUAUGCUGCUACAAUAGCAAAGUGUGUCAGAAACCCUCCUUCACAUCUUCUCUUGCUGUCCAUCUUGUCUAAGAACAUAAUACAGCUUUCAUAUUUAAUUUCCCCUAAGCUGUACCUGUGGGUGACUAGAAAUUAUGUGGUGGCAUCUUAAAUGUUCCUUGCAUCAAUAAUAUGGGAAUGCUGUCAUUGGUGGUGACUCUAGCUUCUAGUGAUGCUGUUGGGUAAAGGAUAAGUGAGGUGCUAAAAUGCUAAAGCUGGCUUCAUCAGUGUUGCUGGAUGCAACAGAAGGCUACUUUUAUUACAACUUCCAUGUGGUAAAGCAUUUAAAUGGCUAGCACAUAGCUCCUUGUCAGUUAACCAAAACAUCGUGGGGCAUCUUCUCACAACACGUAGCUGCUGGUGAACUUGAGAAUGGUGUCCAGUUAAAAGAUGGAGCUUGUGUGCCUUUGGUAAAAGGACGAAAGGGAUUUAGGCUUCGAAGAGGCAUCUAGAGUCCUUUCUACACCCAAUGACUUUCUUAGGCAUGCAUUAGGACCUCUAAUCACAGUGUACACCUGAACGUAAAAAUGCUAGGACAAAAAUGCUUCAUGCUAGCUUGAAGUAGUAAAAAGUCAAGAAUGUAUAACUUGCUGUUGAAAUGGAAUACUCAGGAUGAAACGGUGAAAUCUGCUAUGAUUAAACAGCCAAGAUGUUGGACAUAUAUUAUGUUCGCUGACUGUGAAUAAAGCAGGACCACAGGUAUGAAGUUUACGUGUACGCCAGAGAGAAUAUUAUGAAAAUGAUAUAUAUGUAGGCAUGACCCCAAAAAUAAGCUGCAAAAAUUUAUCAUUUGCCCGAUAAUAAAUGUUGGAAAUGUAAAGAAAACUGAAGGUACAUUCUUCACCUUUGGUGGACGGUCCCAAAGAUUAAGGCUUUCUGGGAAUAUAUAUAAUGAACCAAAGGUAUUUAAAUAUACCUUCUGAAGAAACCAGAGGCCUUCUCUUGGGCAUUGUCGGCCAACUGGUGCCAAAGAAGGACAGAACUUUUUCAUGUAUACAACAGCAGCAAGAAUACUUAUCGCAGUAUUGACACAAGAUCACCCACUUUGGAAGAAUGGCAGAUGAAGGUAGGACUACAUGGAAUUAUGAAAUGAUCACAGAACUGAGACCAGGGAGAAGAGACGGCAGAAGAUCAGCACUUAAGACCAUUUAGAACAUUGUGAAAUUAAGAACUUAGAAGAUGUUGGAUAGAAACUAAGAGGUUUUAUUGUAAUGCUUAAGAGACAUGGAAAAAAAAGGUUAACAAUUGGGUAAAAGAUUAAUGUAAGAUUGCUGAACCAACAAAUUGAAUUGGAAUACAAAGAAGGAGGCAUGAGGAGGUCCGGGAAACAAGAGUGAGGGAAGAUAGGUUAUGAACAUUAUUGUGUUUUUAACUGUUUUAUUUUGUACGUUUUUUCUUAUUUUCUACUUUUUUGCUGUAUCUUAAAACUUUAUACUUUUCUCUUUGUUUUGUAUUUUCAUGUAUUUUUGUGAAACUUUAAUAAAUAUCAAAAUAAAAAUAAAAAUGAAGUAGUAAAAAGGCUUUUCAGUGAUGGAAAACCCAAUACAGUGCAAAUAGGAUAUUUGAUUCAUGCAACACAGUAACCCAAAUGCAGGGCUGUCUUAAGCAUAUGUGGCGCUGGGGUGCAAAGAUCCACCCGGCGCCCCCCCCUCCAGGUUGCCCAGUCCCAGGCGUGCAGAAGGGCAGAGCCGGCUGGCUGCCUCAGCGUCUUGCUGGCUCAGUCAGCCCUGAACUCACGGUGCAGAGCCGCCCACAGCAGAAGAGCCCGCUGCUGCACUCUGACCAGUGGGUGGGCUCUUCGCCGGAUUCGACUCUCGGCCUGGUGCCCCUGAGAACCCAGCGCCCAGGUGCCCGCACCCCUAGCGCCUAUGAGUAAGACUGCCCUGCCCAAAUGUUGGUAUGGACAUACAGGCUGCGGGAGAGGAGUUGGAAACCAUUUUGCUCUUCCUUGGUCCUUUUUAUGGCUGCACUGCACUAAGCUAUACACCAAGGAUUAGCUUAGCAUUUUGUCCGAACCAGGACUCCUGCUUAAGCCCCGUCCUCAGCACUAGCCCAAGUUUUGCCAGAAUGAAAUACUUCCCCUGAUGUUGACACUGGGUCAAGUAUUGCAUUUGGGGUAACCCAACAUGGCGGAAGGGUUGCCAUGGAUCCUACUGACAACCCCCAUAUAAAAGUGUUGCUUCCAUCGCUCACCCACCAGGGGGGUGGAAGGAGUUGUGAGUGACUAGCAACAGCCACUGUUCUGUGUCGUAGCUCGGGGUGUGGGCAGAAACACUGAAGAGUGGUUCAGAUGGAUCAGCAAUGGGCCCCUUUGAUCUCCUCGACCCUCAUCAGGUGCCCAGCCAUCAACAUGAGCGGUCUGGCUAGAGCUUCUGAGUAUUAGCUUUCUUCAGGUACAAAAUCUGCACUCCCCUCCCUUCCUUUUGAAAUGGUGCCAGCUUGAGCAAGAAAUAUCAGCACCAUAGAUGGUGUGUGAGGCCUGUACUGCUGUGGAGUAACAUUCCAAGCUGCCUGACACCUGAACUGGAACCAAGUACAACACUGGCUGACCAGAAAGAAAACAGUCGUGCAGCUAGACCACACUUCAGAACAGAAAUGUUGUUGCCUAGUCAAAAUGAAGAAAAGACCUUGAAUAACACGAUGAUGCCCAAGGCGUGCCUAGGCCUGGCAUCAUUAUGGCGGCAUGACUCCUCUCUCUCUCUCUCUCUCUCUCUCUCUCUCUCUCUCUCCCUCUCCCCAAUUGGGGGAAAGUCUCCUCAUUUUCUGGGCACUAGGCAAACUGCUGUCAGUUUGGAGCUUGGCUUAGCAAUGCCAGUGUGUGCAAGUCUGUGACUACAGAAUCUGGCAUCCAUUAUGGCUCAUUUCAGGGUCCUGCAAUGUUGAUUGUUCACUCACUUUGGGGCUUAAUUAUUGUUGAUGCCUUAAGCGGCAUCCUGUUAGUAAAAAGAGAGGCAGUGGGUAGGGCAGCCAUUUCGAAGCUGGAAGAGCUUAGCUUGAGAAAUCUGAAAUGAAGAAUCUUAAGUCAAAACUGGAAUGGAGCUUGAUGGCUUCCACCUUUUGAACGUUAUUGGAAACAGUUGGCGCCAAGAUGGAGAUGUAAUCUAAUACAACCCACUCCCGCUGAAUUGAAACAACAACUCCUUCAACAGAAACCUAGCACGAACGAAAUGUGUUCCCAGUGUCAUUCUCAAAAAGGGGAGAGCUGACUGUUUUUCUUCCUUUAGUACUGCUCUAGUUCUGUGUAGGCCAGGGGUUGCCAGCAAACAUUUGUACACCUGAGGAGAAGCUGCAAUGGGCAUCACACAUACACACUGCAACCUGUUCUAUUGGCUACAGUAGAAUGGAUAGUGGAUGCACAAGCAAAGGCCUUGAGACCAGUGAAGCCAUUUGUGAAGGAGCAGCACUGCACAAGAUCUCCUCCUGUCCAUAUUUGUAAGCCUUAUUGAGCUGUAUGUUAAAAUAGUGUUUAAAAAGCCCUUAGCUCUUCUCCCAAAUUGGGGUGGGUAGGUGGCCCCUAGGAGGGGCGCAUAGAUCAGUGCCACAGGUGGGCCCAUGAUGAACAGCCCUAGCACUGUCUGCCAGUACCUGCCAUUCCAUAGACUUGAAUGGGGCACGGAAAACGUAAUGUGUGAAAGGCUGCAUAGAAUUUCACCAAUCCAGUGCAAACAUGCUCCUUGACAAGCCUAAAUAAAAUGCACUGGUAGUUUCUGCAAAAGAAAAAAAAGGGAGCAUACAAGCUGCAGAGGAAAAAAGGGUCAGAAGUGUCAAUUUCAGUGCUUUUAAUGCUCUACCUGUGGUAUUAUGUAUCAGAUUAGUUUGAUGGUUGGCUCAUUAGGUGUAGCAUGUAUGCCAAGUUUCAAGGUUUUAAACUCAGGAGGUUCCACUUUUAUAAGCCAUCAAUUUUUGAAGCUUAGAAUAAUGAGGCUUCUCUUUGCUAUUCCUCUUAACUAUAGAGCCACUCCCCUAUACAGUGGUACCUCGGGUUACAUACGCUUCAGGUUACAUACGCUUCAGAUUACAGACUCUGCUAACCCAGAAAUAGUACCUUGGGUUAAGAACUUUGCUUCAGGAUGAGAACAGAAAUUGUGCUCCGGCGGCGCGGCGGCAGCAGGAGGCCCCAUUAACUAAAGUGGUGCUUCAGGUUAAGAACAGUUUCAGGUUAAGAACGGGCCUCUGGAACGAAUUAAGUACAUAACCAGAGGUACCAUUGUAACAUGGAAUGUGCUUGCAGUGACAUCAUAGACUUUUUAAAAAAACAUAGAAUUGUGUGCUUGGCUCCUAAUCCAUAUAGCAUGAGUUUAUCCCUUACCAUGAUCUGAAAACCUCUCCAUAAUAUGAAAACCUCUGCUAAUGCUACUGCUACAAUCCUAACCACACUUACUUGGGAGUCAGAGUCAUUGAAUUCAAGUGGGCUUAAUCUCUGAGUAGCUUUGGCUAGAGUUGCUCUGUGAUAUAGAAAGCUAUUGGUUCCACAGUUGCCUUCUGCAGCACAGUUCAGCCAAUGGAGAUUCCUGGGCCAAAUUUGGCCCCGGGGAGAAGUCCUGUCUGGUUUUCUAGCUGCCAACCUGGCCUGAAAGGGAGGUGUGGAGACAACCAGCAGUUGUGGCGAUGGAAUACGAUAACAGCAUUCCUCACCCCAUUCUCCAUCUUACACUUCAAGUAAACCUGUUGCUGAAUUUAAAUGUUGAAACCUUUGAAGAAACCAGCUGAAAGAUCUUCCUAAAAACCUUACGCAUAUUUCACAUUAGGAUGGUAAGCCUGUUUCUGGGCUGCACCUUCAAUUAGGCAGGGCUAGAUUAAUCCGUAGGUUAAUACCUGGAAGCGGGGGCGGGGGGGGGCAGCUUGGGCCUGCCUGCCGCAAGAUUUCUACUCAGCAGCCGAAACAAAUAGUACAAACAGUUCCUUCUUCGCAUUUUGUUUUGAUGCAUGGGAAAAGUUAAGACUCUAGACUCCAUUUUUCAGCAGUGUGCAUUUGAAGAGAUUGUGAAUGGAUGUGAUCUGAUCCACUGAGGAAAAUUGGAUGAUGGGGGACAGUCGUGUACAAGUGGGUUCUAAAUGCAAUGAAAAAUAAAAAAAAAUUGAACAAAUGGGGUGUCAAUGGUGUGACUUGCCUGGGGCACUAUUUGGCUUAGAGCCAGAUGUGCUCCUUGGUGCUAGCAUUCAUAGAUGUGUCUUUCUGAGGGCUUCCUAUACAGAACCCUUAAAAUAGAUUUACUUUACUCUUAACAACCUGCAGGAUAUACAGCGGAAUCCCAGAAGCUGAACUCCUGUAAGCUCAAAUGUUUUAGCUCCCAAACGAUCGGAAACCAAAAGUGAUUGUUCCAGUUUUCGAAUGAUUUUUGGAAACCAAAUGUCCGGCAUGGCUUCUGCUGCUUCUGAUUGGCUGCAGGAUGCUCCUGCAGCCAAUCGGAAGCUUUGCCUUGGAAGUCAAACGUUUUGGAAGUCAAAUGGACUUCCAGAACAGAUUCUGUUUGAUUUCCAAGGUAUGUCUGUAAUGCUAUUUAUGCAUCCUGAUUCUGACUGAAAUAUUUGCAUGUACACACAGAGGAUUUCUGAGGAACGCAGAUUUCCAUUACUGUAGUUUAAGAACCAAGCAUGGCUUUACCACUAGGAAAGCCACUCAACUGCUAUUUAAACUACUGGGUUCUGUGCCAUGGAUUCUGUUGUUGGAAACCUGCUAUGUGCCAGUUCUAAGUGGGGCUUGAAAACUGGCAGCCUGGGGCAUCCUCUUGAUUUAGUGUACUGAUUUUGUGCCACAGCACUGCUCUUCCCUACCCCUGAUCUGCUCCUGACCCAAUUGGCCACCCAGAAGCUAAUACAACAGUAGAUCAUAAUUCUUCCUUUAGCCUUCUAAAGAAGCCUGUGAGCUUCUUUCAGGUAGUUCGGUGGUGUGUCUGUGGAUUUGUGGUUAGGUUGGGAGAUUAAAUAUUCGUAUUAAUGUUAAGUUAUAUGGUAUUACAAUUUUAUGGAUUUCAAACUGUAGUACAAUAAAAUAUAGUAUGUCUGGAGGGGAGAAGCAAUAAAAUUACAGCUAAAAAUAUCCAGCAUUUGGCAUGGUGCAAUUGCUACAACAGGCAGAAAAACCAUUAAGUGGUCCAUCAAGACCACCGGCAAUUUUCCAGUGGUCCAUAGGGCGGGGUGGAGGAAAGUUGGGUAUAUUUGUUCUAAUCAGUUGAGGGCUCUAGACAUUGGAAAGGUUUUCAAGGCAAGAACUCAAACUUGAUCUCGCAAAGCAAGUCUUCAUGGAGCAUUUGGAAACCUGCCUCAGUGAAGGCGCCGAGCUCACUUCAAAGGCAAAUGACCUGAGGUUGCACCUGCUCAAAGUAGACCUGUUGCAAUUGGUGGACAUGGUUAACGAUUUCAGUGGGUCUACUUGUGAGUAGAAUUUAGUUUGGUACAAUCCUUGUUCUUAAAGUUCCCAGCAAGCAAAUCACAGAGGGGGUUUCCCUAGUCCAACAGUAUCCUUGAGUGUCCUCUUUCCUCUUCUGAAAUUAAGUUUAGAGACUCCAGGUACCCAUUGGCUCUGUGUGUUUCUGUAUUUAGAAUAUCCUUGAAUUUCUCCGCAAGCAAAUUGCCACCUAUCCCUCUCUUGUUCUCAUUUUGGAGUCCAGGUCCAUUUCUUUUUCUUUUUUGAAAUGCCAGUUUUAAAUCCAAUUAAUACAGGGUUGGGUGGGAGAUCUUUCUACUCUAUUUUUAAAAGCCUGCCCUUCCCCCCCUGCUUAUCAUGAAUUCACACAUUGUUGCCUGUGAAAAGAAUCCUGCCAAGUAUUUGUGCUUGGAAGGGCAUGAUAUUUGCAGAGACUUUUGCACUGCUAUAUCUUGGUCACACUGAAGGGAUGCUGAAAUCUGGCAGAACACUUGGAUUAGUUUUCUUGGACAUUGGUGUGGGUGUGCCUAUAGCCAAAAUAAGUGUUUCUUUGGCAAAACUGUCUUUACCUUCUAGUACCACUGUCAAAUGGGGUGCUUCCAAAUAAUUCUGAUGGCACUGAACUUUGCUCUAGGUUUGGUAAUUUCUAAAAAUUCACAAUCAAAUCUGCUAUCUCUAAUUCUUGAGUUUCUCUUAGAGUGCUUGCUGGGGGAUACUGAUAAAUGAGCAGUCAAUUAUUUCUGGCUGAACAAGAAAUCAGCAAGAAUGUCUUACCGUUUUGUGAACUUGCUGCCUUUGCAUGCCUUUUCCAGUUUCCCCCCACUCUCCAAUGAUAUUUCCAUUUUUUUCCUUUUUUUUAAUUCAUGGGAAAUUGGAAUCGAAAUCUCUACUGCGUAGAGAAGAAUAAGAAACGGUGCAUGAACAGGAUAGUAUGUUGGUUGGAAGUGAGAGAACUUUAUGUCGGUGCAGGGAUUUUCUUGGGCAACAGAAUGUUCUCCCUCUCUCAUUCUUCCCAUGCACCUCCUAAAUCUCUUCCAGGGGUUUCCCCAAUCCUUUAGACCAGAUUUGGGGGUGUUGUUUUUUGUGGGGGACAGGGCAGUGAAAGUUGCAUUGUGCUAGCACUAAUCCUGUAGUGGAAUACUGCCCCUGGCUCCAUAUUGGAGCAGUGCAACAUUAAGAGUGGUACAGUGGUACCUCGGGUUACAUACGCUUCAGGUUACAGACUCCGCUAACCCAGAAAGAGUGCUUCAGCUUAAGAACUUUGCUUCAGGAUAAGAACAGAAAUCGUGUGGCGGCGGCGCGGCGGCAGUGGGAGACCCCAUUAGCUAAAGUGGUGCUUCAGGUUCAGAACAGUUUCAGGUUAAGAACAGACCUCCAGAACGAAUUAAGUACUUAACCCGAGGUACCACUGUAUAGUGUUAAUCUGGAUUGGCCACUAAUUCUAGCUGAUGCCUGUUAACCUUAUGUGACUGCAAACCUUAUGACUUGUUUGGAGGGGGGAAAGAGACUAGAUGUCAUGUGUCUGAGGGUGUUGAUCCCUACAUAGUUCACCAGCAGCUCCUAUCUCUGGUUUUAGAAGAAGAGGAGCAUCAGUUACUAGUACGGACACAUGGUUGGGUGCGGAAAUGCUGAAUGACCUGACAAUUGCUCACUAGUCAUAACAAGGAGAGCCCUGAUAAACAAUGCAGAACUGAUACACCCUGGUUUCCCUCUUUAAAGAAAUAUUAUAUACAAGAAACCGUGGGAAUAUUUAUAUUCUCUUUGAAGCAAUGAGGAGAGAACCUGGAAGCCCAUUCUGUGUUUAUUUUGUAUACUCAUAACUGUUGGGCUCUUCUGGGGUUUGCCUAGUGGAAUAUACGAAGCAAGCUCUAAUUCCUUCAGGCUUUGAAUUCUGCCCGCUGCAGAUCAUUUAGCAACUCGUUUUUUUCCAAGAAGGCUAGCUGAAGGCUAGCUACAGCAAAGAGAGAGAAUGUAAAUGCGCUGUAACUUAGAAUAAAACUGCACAGCAUCCAAUGCAUUCCAUAAUAGUAAUAACAGUAACCCUGAGUUUCUAAUCCAUUGCAAUUCGCUGGCCUGUCCACAAAGGUCAAAACACCCUGGACAUUUGCAAAGGCCCACCAAGACCCUGGUUGUGUCUGGACAUAGUAAUAGCAUGCUAAAUUUUGGCCUGCAUAUGAUAUGCUUUACACUGCUUGCAACAAAUGUUGUGGUGCUUGAAUGCUAUUUCACAAUUAUUAUUUUUUUAAAAAAACAACCCAGUAAAUUUUCAUUUUCAAAAUUUGGAAUAUUAAUGUCCUGAAGUUUAACCUCAAAACUUUUGACAGAAUUUUGUGACCAGUUCUGAAAUCCGUAUCUGUGUAUUUGCUAGAACGCUGUUAGUAGAACAUGAACGUGCAACAGAAUUUACUUACCUGUUGGAUCCUAUCCGAUGUUCUCCACUCCUGUCACAUGCUGCAAAAUGUUGAACUCUAUUGUAAACAAUGCUGACAUGUGGAAAUAAAGCUACUGUGCCAUUAGGAUGUUUUUCACAGGCAGCUGAUAUUUCUAAGCUUACUUCUGAGUAGGAAUGGGCAAUAAAUUUGAUUUGGUUCACAUUUAAAGGUGAAUCUCUCUGAUUCGCACUUUCCGAAAUAUGUGAACUGAGACACAGGCGUCCUUUGAAAUUUGCACUUCUUCAAAUUUUGCAAUGCAGUUCUGUGGCCAAGUACUGUGUGCAAUGCAUAUACAGUGGGACCUCUGGUUAUGUACUUAAUUCGUUCCGGAGGUCUGUUCUUAACCUGAGGCACCACUUUAGCUAAUGGGGCCUCGCACCACCACCGCACGAUUUCUGUUCUCAUCCUGAAGCAAAGUUCUUAACCCGAGGUACUAUUUCUGGGUUAGCAGAGUCUGUAACAUGAAGCGUACGUAACCUGAAGCAUAUGUAACCCGAGGUACCACUGUACUGUACGAGGUGAAAGUGUGGCUGAAAAUGCAGGCAUUGGUGAAGAUGACAUACAGGAAUGCAGUGUAUAUGUAUGGGGAGCUUUCCAAAAAUUCACACUACAAUGCUGAAUAAUUUUUAUGAGGACUUUUUAGAAAACAUUGCAAACUGAUGCGAAGAACUGACUGGAAAAAUUAGAGACCGAAAUUGACAAGCUUACCCGUCUCUACACCUGAGCAGACAUGUCAGCUCCAGAGCACUUAGCCUCCUUCAGAUGACGUGAUUUGCAUGUGUGUGAUGUCCCCCCACACACACACACACUCUGGGCUCCCUCAAACUUGGGGGCAACUUGGUGCCUCUGCACCUGAGCAAGCAUGGGUAGGAUUGGACUGCAUGGAUAGCUUUCCCAUAGGUCCUGGGAGCUCCAAAAGGGUGUUUUGAGUCAUGCCACAUAUUGACACAUGAUGGAACCAGUCCUGCUUCUGUCACACAACCCCAGAAGCAUGGAGAGAGAGAAGUGUUUAUGACUUUACGAUCUAAAAGUUCUCAGGGCAGGAGCCUGUUGGCUUGCAUGCUGAAGACGAAUCCUUUAGUAGUGGCUUAAAUGAAUCCUUGCAGUGUUUUCUGCUCUUCUCACAUUAUCCCCAGUCUUGGCUGAGCUGAGGAAAUGCAGGAGUGAAUGGGAUUAUUAUGCAUUGAAACAAUUUGAACCUCAAAUAUUUGCCUUGGUUUUGUUCCUAGGAGUGGGUGAAGCCUUGAACCUAGUCCUUGGUUAUUUUACCCAGACUGUUUUUGCCAUACUUGUCACCUUAGACUCAAAGUAAACUUCGGUACAGCACACUCUUUGCAUUCAUGAAUACGUGCAGAAGUUCAAACAAGGAUAAAAACCUCUGUAGACAAGGCUCUCCUGUUGCUUGUAGAAGGCAGCGGACACAGCCCUGACAGGAAUGUCCUGAUUUGUAUUGGAUUAAGGGCAAGUCUAGCAACUUCAUUUGCCUGCGUCCCGCCCCACCCCCCGCCCAAUAGAUUUGGGCUUGGCAAGCCUCCUAGACCUGCCAACUCAUCAGUGUUCUGUAUGAAUGUAACUGAUCCACUAUAGAGAAAACAAACUGAUUCAUUAAGGCUACUAAUGGUUGCCAAAUGCAAUCCACAGCGGCUUUUACCACAGGGAUGCUGCCUUGUUUACAUUUAUGCACAAACACUUGGUAGCUCUCUGCUUGAAAGAUCCUUUUUCUCCCUCCUUCCUCCAUCUCCCCAAGUUGUAACAACCCUAUCCAACAGUGUGGAACUGAGCCAAAAAGCAAGGCUUUGUUUAUCUUUGAUGCCUCAGAGUGAUUCUGUAGUAAAGAGAGAGAGUUCAUUAUUUUAGAUGCCUGCAAAAGACUCUUUUGUCCACAUAAUGUAGCAACUCUGAAGGUGAAUGUUGAAAGAAUCCUGGAAACUACUUUUGUUAAGAUAUUACAACUGGUAUAUAAUGAUAGAUAAGCCUCUUAAUAUCCUGCUUAUUGUAUUUAUUAAAUUUAUGUCCCACCCUUCCUCCCAGGGGAGCCCAGGUUUCUACAAUCAUUUCUUCUUUUUCUGAAUGCAGUGGAACAGCUGCACAAUUUCUCCAUCAGUAGAUGAUUUGUCACACAGCUUUUCUGGCCAGCCAUUGCCUAUAUAGACUGUGGCAGCCAUUUUGUUCUUUACGGUCCAUCGUUCCUUUCUAUGAACAUUGUAUCACAUUAAUUGUGUCUUUGUACAUCUAUUUUCUUCCCCUUAAAUUACAAUGGGGCAAUCACUGGGAGUACAGCAAGGUGGGGAGAGGAAGUAUUGAACCCCCUCCCUGGUCGCAAAACACCACAGCCCCAAUGAAAAUUACCUUUAUCUCCCACUUGUGGCUAGGUGGACUGCUGCAGAACGUUAUUUAGAUUCCCGAAAUCUGGCAUCAGAGCUGCUAUUCCACUUGCAGCUUAAAGUGGAACAACCCGGGGGGGGGGGUUCAGCUGGAACUCGCCGGAACUCAGUUCUGGCACAUCUCAGGUAGGUGUCAUUGCCAUUCUAAGAAAACAAGUUGAGUUCUGGCACCUCUUUUUCUAGAAAAAUAGCUCCAAGAACAGCAAUAACUGGGUGCUGGUGAUACAGUCCAUGCACUGCCUGUGCAGUAGUCUCUUGCCCAAAAUAUAAUUCUGUAAAAAUGUGAAGUCACUUUUCUCUUGGGCUACUGCUCCUGAGUCCUGGCUGGGUGAUAUUUCUUAACUCAUCUCAACGGCCAAAAGAUUCUCUGUGUUGUAUAUUUGCAAAUAUGUAUACCUUUUAAAAACAUGUGCUUUAGCUGACUUUCCAGAUUAUUGGAAAUAACAUGGCUUAGGUGGAUUAUAGCCAGGAGUUCUAUUUGUUCUAUGCCAUUAUUGUGCUUCUAAAGCCUCUUUACCUUCCCACUUAUAAAGCGGUACCUAUUUAUCUACUUGCACUUAGGGGUGCUUUCGAACUGCUAGGUGGGCAGAAGCUGGGACCGAACGACGGGAGCUCACCCCGCCGUGGGGAUUCGAACCGCCGACCUUACGAUCAGCAAGUCCUAGGCACUGAGGUUUUACCCACAGCGCCACCCACGUCCCCCAAACGGUGUUUCCGUGUGCGGCACAGGUGCUGGCUCGCCAGUUGCAGCUUCGUCACGCUGGCCACGUGACCCGGAAGUGUCUUCGGACGGCGCUGGCUCCUGGCCUCUUGAGCGAGAUGAGCGCGCAACCCUAGAGUCGGUCACGACUGGCCCGUACGGGCCAGGGUACCUUUAAAGCCUCUUUAUUCUCAGCUUCUUUAUUGUCAAACUUUCUUUCAUGUUUGUCUGUUUGUUUUGCUUGCUGGUAACUGUAGUCACUGACUUAAUGCUUCUUUUUUUUAGGGCAGUGUCUUAUCAAAACAUCUUACAAACAUAAUAUGUUUCUUAGAAUCCCCAGCCCAAUAUAGACCUGAAACUUGGAAAUGCCCCAACCCACAUUGGGACAAUAUAUUUUAUUCCGCCAACCAAACUGUGGCAAAAUAGCACAAAAGCUUUUGAAUUCUCUGGAGCUCUUCAUCGUCCUAGGUGAGAAGCAAAGCAACACUAGACCUCUAGUACAAAUUGGUAUAUGUAAUAAACAAUGGAAGCAACUUGCUUUGCAAACCGUUAAGGAUGAGUGGGGAGUGCACGACGAUAAGGACUAUGUCUUCUGGACAUCACUUGUUCUCAAGGGACUAGUAUCACUCCCUAGGAAGUUUGGCAGCUGAUGGCGUCUUGACCAACUCAUGUGUAGGCUGCCUUUAGCUCCACUUGGAAACCCCCAAGCUCCAGCUGCAUUGCACAAAUGAUUGCCAGACAGAAUAUUUUUGGUCAGUAUGGGACUGCUGUGAUGUGGUUGAGAUUUUAAUACUAAGGGGCGAGACCCAUUCAGCUUUCUAUGAGCUGAGCACUUCUAAAUAACUUCCUGAAAGAAGCAAGGUUGUGUGUGUGUGUGUGUGUGUGUGUGUGUGUGUGUGUGUAAUAGUGGCAUCAGCAGCUAGGAGCAUGAUACUAAAGGGACAAGAGAAAGAUUAAAGUGAAGGAUGUCAUUGUGUGACUAAGGGGAUUCAUUUUCUAAUGCCGUAGAAUUGCUUCAAAAAGCAACUCAAAAUUCUUUAUAAAUGUGUCUACUACCUAGUACCAGUUAGUUGGAAACUGGUGUACAUGAGGAUAAAAACUCAUUAACAUAAUAAACUCAUGAUAUAAUGAACAAAGUACAGCUGAUAGCCAAAGGGACACCUUGAAUAAACUUAGAAUUAGACAGAGGGUGUAGUAUAGAUCUGCCUGGAUUCUAAAUUGCUGCCAAUAUGUGAUUGUCCAUUUCUUGAACGUUUCCCCAAAGCUGUGUUUCUCUUCCCUCGUAGGCGAAGGCGGGACUUGAGUGGACAGAUUGGCUUGCGGGAUCUGCUUUUGGUUUGGUUUGGCUUUUAGUGAUAACUUGAAGGCCAGCCAUCCAGAGGCUGGUCAGCAAAAGACCUAAGCCCAGACAUUAUGGGCCCCCAAAUCAUUAUUGUUUCCUCCCAAUCUUUCUUCAUUUCCAUUUCUUCAUUCACAAGAUAAUUAAGGAGAGGUCUUUUUGUUGCUGCCAUGGUUAAACAGCUAGGGGCUGGGAAUCCUUGCCAGACACCAGUAGAUCCAGAUCUGUCUUCUUCCCACUCAGGGCUGUUCCAAGUGCUUCAGCAAGCUUCCAGGUUGGCUCUGCAGUCCUGAUCUCAUUGCCGCCCUGACCAGCCCCAUCCAGGUAUGCUGCAGUGACGCUGGGGUCAAGAGGACAGCUUUGCCAUUCCAGUUCACCACACAGGCCACCACUGCAAUGGAGAAUUCACUUUCAGUUAUUCCCCAAUGCCCUUCUUGGUAUUUUAUGCCCAGGCCCUCUUAGUAUGUCUUUAGGAUGUUUGAGAAGGGCAGUGCAUCCAUUUGUAUCAUGACCGCUGAAAUGAACAAUUGGCUAAGGAGCACAGUCUGUAGCGCUUGCUAGCCACCAUUUGCAUGAGGUUUAUGCCUUUGGGAUCUCUACAGUCGACAGGGUCAGUGAUUGUAUCUGGCAGUGCCUUGGAGCCAUUCAUCAACAGAAUACUCUGCUGGAUGCAUGCAUCCCACACCACAAGAUCCUGACUAGUAACUAGCCUCGAAUCCAUUUCAAGCCAAUUGCUUAAUAUUGGGAAGAAUGUCUCAGUUCAUUCUGAUUCCCCGUAAGGGUGGAAUAACUUUCUCGGAGGGGUCCUUCUUGGCUCCGGUUAGUAUAUGUGUUCAGCAGCGGGAGGUGCCAGAGUUCAGAAUACUCGGUUGAUCUGCCUGUAACUCUAUCCACUUGGCCAUUCCCCCCCCCCCCCAAGUUAACUCAAUUGUUCUUAACACCGCUUCUAAAAGUGCCAGCCAAUUCUGGAUUUGCUGUGCUAGCAACUAAGCACGAUGGAUUCAAAGUAAUAACAGCUGCACCACAACACAGCAUCGCAGACCAAGAUGCUUGUACGUACGGAUGAAAAAAGCGUUGCCGCGUUGCCAAAAAGCAUGUUGAGGCUAGAUGCAGUCACUCGAAGGCUGUUUUGACAAGCAAGACUUACCAAGUCAGUGGAUUCUUUUCGCAUUCCCCCCAUGUAACUAGGAAGUGACCUUCUACCAAGCAGGUGCAUCUACUCAGUAUUGGCAAUACUGACUGGCAGUGACACUCUCUCUAGGGUUUCAGGCAGGGGUCUUUCCCAGCCCCAGCUGCAGAUAUCAAGACGGAACAUGGAAUCUCCAUGCAAAGCCGAUUCUCUCCUCCUGAGCGACAUCCAUUUGUCUCUUAAAUGAAAAACCUACAUCGAUGAGACUAGUCUUACCCAACCUGGUGUCCUCCAGAUGUUUCAAAUUGAAACUCACAUCAUCCCUGACCAUUAGCCAUGCUAACUGAGUAUUGAGUAUUGAGAAGGCCCCUGGGAUGACUGCCCCACUUCAGAUGGUAGGAAUACUUGCAGGAUGUCCUCCAUUGAAGUUCUUCAUGAUGAUGAUGAUUUGUUUAUACCCCGCUCAUCUGCCUGGGUUUCCCCAGCUACUCUGGGCAGCUCCCAACAAAAUAUUAAAAACACGACAAAGCAUCAAACAUUAAAAUUUUUCCUAAACAGGGCUGCCUUCAGAUGUCUUCUAAUAGUCAGAUAGUUGUUUAUUUCCUUGACAUCUGAUGGGAGGGCAUUCCAUAGGGCGGGCGCCACUACUGAGAAGGCCCUCUGCCUGGUUCCCUGCAGCUUCACUUCUUGCAGUGAGGGAACUGCCAGAAGGCCCUCGGCGCUGGACCUCAGUACUCGGGCUGAACGAUGGGUGUGGAGAUGCUCCUUCAGGUAUACCGGGUUGAAGCCGUUUAGGGCUUUCAAGGUCAGCACCAACACUUUGAACUGUGCUAGGAAACAUACUGGGAGCCAAUGCAGGUCUUUCAGGACUGGUGUUAUGUGGUCUCGGCGGCCGCUCCCAGUCACCAGUUUAGCUGCCGCUAGACUGUACGUAUGGAGGUAUAGGUGGUCUUUCAAGUACUACAGUCUUAGCUGUGAAGGACCUGAAAAGGUUAAAUCCAGCACUUUUGAAUUGUAGAGUUGGAAAGGGCCCCCAAGGGCCAUCUAGUCCAACCCUCUGCAGUUCAGGUCCAAUGCAAUCAGCAUGGCAUAAUAGCUUCUGUAUCCUUCAGUAACCCUUAGUAACCCUUAGUAACAGCCUUCAAAGGCACUCCCAUGUAUAAUACAUUGCAGUAGUCUAACUUGGGGGUUCCCAGAGCAAAUGAGGCCAAGCUUUCUCUGUCCUAACAUACCAGCUGGUGAAAAUUACUUUGUGCUAUGGAAUCAGCUUGUGCCUAGAGUGUCAAAGACGAAGGAAGGAAGACCGCCUUUUUAUUAUUACUAUUUCAAAAACCUGCAAAACCCAUUUGGCUCGGAGCCAAAAAUGGACAAAAGGAAUGAAUGCAUACACCAUGAGAGAAGGCGGUUUUCCGCUCCCAUCUGUGUCCUGCUUUAGGAUUGUGGUGUUGAUUGCCAGCUAAGGUUGCCACCCCCAGACCAGUCUUCCUUGGAACAAAUUGUCUUGGCCCUCUUCUCCUCUUGUGAAGCCAGUCACCGCUAUGUUGUCAAGCACCAUUUCAAAUAUGAAUUUCUAAGAAAAGAUCUUAAAAAAAAUGUUAUCUCUCAUCCGGAUAAGUAGAGCUUAUUUUUCUUCUGUUUUAUCCACCAGACACCCAGACAUCUAAAUUUAUCUAGCAGGAUUAUGCCUUUUUACAGUCAUCUCUCAUUUUCAGCCUAUGAAACUUCACCUCAUAUUUCACUGCAUCAUUCUUUCAAGAAACAUUUGCACAUGGGUGGAGCUGGAGAAACUCAAACCAGGAUAACAAUCCAGGCUUCUUCCUUAUUUAUCUCCCGCAAUGUGCUUUCCCCUGUGCCUAAUUUGUCUUUUUCAGUUACUCCCUCAUUUUCCCAAAGCUUGCCAGCAACUAUUAUGAGACUUUGGAACACGAACUAAAGAGACCCAUAUUUCUGGAUAGAAGGCUCUUUUAAAAAAAAAACCGCUAAGUACACUGAAAGUCUUGUCGUACAGAGAAUCAUUUUUGGCAGGGGCAUUACGAGUGAUGUUCUAUAAUCUAAGGCUUGCAAUUGUUGCCAGCUUUUUAGCCAGCCUCUCUAGCUAUGCCUUUUUUUGUGCAGGCAUUCGAAGGAGAUAAGUGAUAAUGGUUGAUCAGUGAAAAGGCACAGGGACAAAGUUGUUCUUGGUUAGUUGGCAACCCUAAGCUCUAGAGAACCAUAAAAUGCCGUGAUUAUUUUAUAGGAAGAUUGAGGCUCCUCCAGAGAUCUUUUUUGUGUGCAUUCAUGAUGAUUUGUGCUCAUGGUGCUAUUGGGGCGGUCACACUCAAUCCAGCUUUCAGUACUGUUGGCUCCUGCAAAAGUUUUGGGGUAGUCAUACUGCUUGUUUUUCCAAUCAGUGCAUAUCCCAUAAUGACCUGCUGAAAUCUCAUAACUAACUUGUUUGUUUGUUUGUUCUCAGGGCAGUUCACAGAACAAAAUCAAAAUAUAAAUAUAUAUAAUAAAUAUAAAUAUAAAACCAAAAAAUAUAUAAUCAAAAUAAAAACAACCAAAUAACCCCACCCCCACCCCCAAAAGCCCCCCAAAACCAGUGGUACCUGGUUACAAACUUAAUUUGUUCCGGAGGUCUGUUCUUAACCUGAAACCGUUCUUAACCUGAGGUACCACUUUAGCUAAUGGGGCCUCUUGCUGCCGCUGCGCCACCGGCACACAAUUUCUGUUUUCAUCCUGAGGUAAAGUUCUUAACCCAAGGUACUACUUUCGGGUUAGCAGAGUCUGUAACCCAAAGUGUUUGUAACCCAAGGUACCACUGUAUUUUAAAAGGGCGUAGGAUGUCAAUCAAAUCAUCUCAAGGCCUGGUAAAAAAGGAACAUUUUACCUUGCGCCCAAAGGUGUAUAAUGAAGGCGCCAGGUGAACUUUCUUGGGGAGAGCAUUCCACAGACAGGGAGCCAUUGCAGAAAAGGCCCAUUCUCAUGUUGCCACCCUCCGGUUCUCUUGAGGAUUUUAAUAACACAAACGUUUUGGUUUAUAUUUGUACUGCUUUUAUUGUGCUAUUCUUUUGUUUGUUUGUUUGUUUGUUUGUUCUAUCUGCAAUUAUUUUAACCAAAUAAAGCACAAACAUGCAUUAAAACCAGCAUUUAAAAAUAUAUAAUUUUAAAAACUCGAUUAAAACACCCCACCCACAUGAAAAGGCCAUAGAUAAUUAAAAGCCAAAGGGAUGUUUUUGCUUGGCGCCUAAAGAUAUGUAAUGAUGGCACCAGGUAAGAGCCUUCCAUAAGCAGGGAGCUACAUCAAAGAGAGUGGCAUUGCAAAGGAGCAGAUGAGAUUUAGAGCUUUCGCAAAGGAAAAGGGAACAUUAAAUGCAACUUGUUGCUGUGGCAUCAAAGCAAAACUGUUGCAAUGGGUGGCCUGGCAUUCGCUGGUGAGGAUUAGCUUUGCGUAAUUGAUAUCGUAUGAGGGAUAGAGUAGGGUAGGCCCCCCCCCCGGCCCCACCACCCACGUUCUGGAAAGAUCUGAAGCAAGGGACAUGUUGUGUAUGUGUAUGUAGGACCCUGCAGGACCAGGGUUCAAAAAUGCUUGGGGAGUUGAUAUAGAAGGUCCUCCCCAUCGCCUGUCCCAUUCCCCCACACUUUCAGAUUUUGUAUUGAUAGCGAGGGUCAGCAGGAAUGAGAGCAGUGAAUACAGGCUUGCUCUCUCCUUCAUGUGAGGGUAAAUCACACGAGCGAAUAAGCUGCUUGAAUACGGAAGGGCUGUGCGAUGUCUGUACUACAGAUGCACUGUACUUCUGCCAGCUUGCUCCCUCUAUACGUCCAUAGACACACACAAAUAUAUUUCCUGUUAAAGGGGGGGGGGGCGAGGAGAGAGAAAAGGCUGCACUGCUUUCAAGGGCAGACUGGCACCUCCGUGUAUAAUCUUUGACAUGCAGAAGAAUUUCUGCCAGGUCUGAGGAAAUGGAUUUUGGAGCCUGGAAAAAUUCCUUGGGGGUGGGGGAGAGGGACAAUGACAGGGCCGAUUAUGAAGUCGGCAUUCCACGGUAUCCAUUUCUCUAGAAUAUUUCCUUUUAGGACAACUUCAUUUUUGGCGCCACCAGUACAUUUUUCUCCUUCUUUAAAUACAGAGUCACACUGGAUCAUUUUCUGAAGAUUAAAGGCAGGAAUUUGUUACGUUUUUGAGCACAAUUAUCGGAGUAUUUGUGCCAUGUAAACUUAGAAGUGUUCUCUGUUCUUCACCUUUUUAAAAGACCAACAUUACGUUUGAAUUAAUUUUUAUAGGCCCUUUUCUCAAUGGGCCUGCCCUCUCAUGAAUGAACAGCAGAGCAAGAUUGCAGCAAAGAUCUACAAAGUAUAGCAGCAAAGAUGUGGAAACUAGGACCACAUUCUCAAAAGAACUCUUAGGUCUUUCUGGGUACAGAGCGCCUAUAAAAAUGAGCUUGGAUAUCAAGUCACUAGUGUAUUGCAAUCUCAUGAAUGCUCAGUUUAUGUUUCCUUGUUUAUCUUGCAGCAAAACAAAUUCUUCAACAACCAGAACUAAGACAGCACUGUGUUUCUUUAUCUUAACCUCCUACCAAGAUAAUAUAGCUUUAAAUGUGUCAUUUAUCAUCACAUACUUUAAGCAAGUAUCUUAUCACAGUGAAAGAUGGAUGCUCAGUUCCUUUCUAAGUAUAAAUGCGCUUUGGACACUUGGCUGGCUUACGGUCUUGAUCUAUCCAAUUAAUCUUUACAUUUUAGAACCAGAAAUGAGAACAUGGGUAUGAGAACAUCUAGGAAAAGUGCUGGCCAUUGUUUAGAGAGCACCAAUCACCAUUCUUAAUGCCAUUCCUCUUCUGGAAUAAUCCCUGUUCUUUGCCAUUAUCAUAACUGAGUUGUUCCUUGUUGGUUGACCCAUCCUAGCUGCUUCUCAUUCUACGGAGCUGUGAUCACUGGUUUGCCAAGGUUAACACGUUCAUGUGGUUACAGAGCUUAAUAUGAUACAGGGCUUAGUCUCUGGGAUCUAUUUUCAAUUCUUGAAACGAGCUGUGUUGUUUUAAUAAUAGCAAAUGAAGAGCACCUUCCCUUUCCUAGCCCUUGCCCACAUAUUUUGGAAGAGAUGUUCAAAUUGCAAAGCAUGACUUCCAAGAAAAUCUGGGCCUCUGCGCCCAUAACUAUGUGAAGACAUAUGGCAUGAGCAGAAUUAAACCUUAACACAAGCUACUCACUUUAAGCCUCUGCAUUCUGUAUAUCUGUGUUUCCUUUUCUGCACAUUCCAUCUGACAAAGUCUAUAGAACAGUAGCAUAGGAAGCUGCCUUAUACUGAAUCAGACCAUUGGCCCACCUAACAUGGGAUUAUCGACUGACGUCACUUCUCUGUGAUUUUAGGCAGCAGUUUCCCUCACCCCUAUCUGGAAAUGCCAGGGAAAUGCAGAGCUGAGCUACGGAAUGCUAUGCUGGAGUAUAGUCUAUCGCUUUCCAUUUGUGACAUGUAAACAUCUGCCUUGUAGUCAGUGGAAUUCUAACAAAUAUUUCAAUCUAGUUAAUAUAUGGCCCUAAUGGAACAAAGUUUUAUCCCCUGUCACACAUCGAAAUUCAUGACAGAACAGCAAAUACGCCUGUACUUGAUUGGCCAGGGAAUUCCCAAUGAGAAUUUGUGGGCUACAGUGGUACCUCAGGUUAAGUACUUAAUUCGUUCCGCAGGUCCGUUCUUAACCUGAAGCACGACUUUAGCUAAUGGGGCCUCCUGCUGCUGCCGCGCCGCCGGAGCAUGAUUUCUGUUCUCAUCCUGAAGCAAAGUUCUUAACCCGAGGUACUAUUUCGGGGUUAACGGAGUCUGUAACCUGAAGCAAAUGUAACCUGAAUCGUAUGUGUCAGGGAACUGCCAUCAGUGCCGGAGGGAGAGAGCAAAAGCCAGAGGGAUUCCAGAGAGCGUCCAGGGAUUGGGAGAAGCAGCCCAUCUUCUGGGGAAGAGAAUCAGCGUAGCACCAGUGGAGAAGGGGGCAGAUGGGGGAAGCAGCGAGGCGGUCCCAUGACUCCUUGCCUGGGACCAGCGGGGAGAGUAGGGGUCCUCCGUUGCCCACGCCCUCCUUGCGCAGAAGGCUUUCGCGCAGAGAGAGUAGGAGGAGACUAGGCGUCAAAGAGCUUCUUUGCUGGAAGAAGUUUAAGAAACGCCCACUGACGGAUUCUGCCAGCGAUUGAGUCAGCCACGGUAGAGUGGCUGUCCGGACAGAAAAGGUUCACUUAGGCAACCCAGCCAGGUGUUUGCACCCAGCCAGGGAGAUAAGCACCGGCUUACGCACGAGCAACCCCUAGAACCAUUACAGUAUAUAACCCAAGGUACCACUGUAUAUGCAAAAGUCACCUCCAUGCUGUAUGGAGAAGCUCAUUCAGGCGCUGAUUCAAGUGUGGUACAGGGAUCCGAAAAUCAACAGUGACUGUUCGAAACUAGCAAACUUCAUGCCAAACCGUGUUCAACUGCUGCUUAAAAAUAGUGGAGGUCAUAUCUGUUACUAAUGUACGUAUAUGUGAGAUUUGUACAUGUAUAUGUGAGUUUUGUACAAUAAACUACAUUGUUUGUUUCAAUUAAUUUGCACAAGGGUGUAGGUCAAGAAAAGGCAUGUAUGGUGGUUCAGUCUGAGGAUAUAUCCAGAACACCAUCUGCUCUGGUUUUGUGGCAUGAAUUUUGGUUGCUGUAGCCUCAGAAAGUAUGGAGGAAUAUGAUCUUUUUAAUGUUGGCUCCAUUCUUUGCUCUUCAUGGAACCAUCAUGCAUCAAAGAAAUGGGGAUUGCCUGGCCUCAUGCUCAUUUUCUUAUCCAUUGAGUUUAUGCUGCUUGAACUGUUACACUUGUAUACCACCCUGGAAUCAGCAAUGAAAAUAACAGCAUCUUCUUUGUUUUUCAGGUGUCCAUCAGCCAGCAACCAUCAGGAAGAGGUGUGCCAUGUUUAAGAUGCAGAGGGAUGUGCAGUGGCUUUGAGCCACAUUCUUGGAGGUAGUGCCUUUAAUACUUGAUUCUGCUUUUCCGCUUUGGUUGUUGUUCAUGUUCUGACUUGUCUUCUGAUUUUGUGCAGCUGUGAACAGACUAAAUGCCAUUUGUGCUUUGCAGUGGAUAGAAAGACCUGCACCCAAUAAGAUCAAUAAUGGUUUUGUUACUGAUUUUCAUUGUGAUUUUACAGUUAAAUUAACAUGGAGGUUGCCAUAGAUACAGAAAAAGAUGCAAAGCACUUUUCCCCCAAGUACUCAAAAGCAGCCUGGCUUUCAUUUCACAAGCACUCAAGAGAGUUUUGCAUACACUCAGUAAUUCUUGCAACAACGUUGAAAGGUAGUCCAGCACUGUUCUCUUCCUAUAUAGAUGAUGGAGUUAAGGAUGUUAGAAAGCAGUCGCUCCUCCACAUGCAGCUGCUGGGUGACCUUCAGCUAGUCACACUUCUCUGAAGUCUCUCAGCCUCACUCACCUCACAGAGUGUUUGUUGUGGGGGAAGAAGGGAAAGGAGAUUGUUAGCCGCUUUGAGACUCCUUAGGGUAGUGAUAAGGCGGGAUAUGAAAUCCAAACUCUUCUUCUUCUUCUAGAAGCAAGCCUGCUUAGAAAGCCAUCUUUUGCGGGAAGAAAAUAUUUAUUGACCUUUAGUAAGCCAUUGCUAGCACCAAAUUAAAACUCAACUGAGUAGACUGUUCAAAUAUUGCUCAGCUGUUAAAAUGAGUUACACCAAAGUUCCUUCAGUUUUUCAGACGUGUAGGAUUCAGAGUCUCAACUGGUUAAUCUUGAGCUUGCUGCUUUUGUUCCCCAUCAAAAGGUCAGCCUAUAUAAUUGUGUCCCUGACUCUUUUGGCCCUUCCAUUCCAGUCAAAGGACACCAUUCUUUCAGCGGUGAUGUCAUCUUUUAAAAAUGCCACAUUCCUUGAAGUCUCCACUCUCGAGGGAACAGUUUGGAAAGACUCAAGUGACCCGUUUGAAUGCAAAUAGUCAAGGCUUUUUGAUAUAUCUGCCCGGCCAGCGUUCGCAUAAGCUAUCAGGCAUGUAGUGAAUCUGGUCUGUUUUGGUUUUGGUGGGAAAACAUUUUCAGACCAGUGAUCCAAGACACACAUAAAAAUGCAGCAGCCCUUCCUGCCCGCUUUUUAAUCUUACUCAGUCGCAGAUAGGCUUUCUCCCACAAUUAGGACAUCUUUUUGCGGCAGGCUGGCAAUGAAAACAUUGCUCAAAUCUGGACCCACUUUAUGAUUCCUCCAUCUGUGCAUUGUACUUCUCUCUUGUUUAUGCAAAAAAAAUUGCUGGAUUUCUCUCCUCCUUCCCCAUUUUUUUAUAUUAUUAUUGUGCCAUAGAUAUUCAUGGCUUGAACUCACACUUCCAGUUCACCACUAAGGCAAAGAGCUGGGAGAGUAUUCCUUCUCCUCACAUCAAAGAUAUGCAGGGACUUUUAUUUACCAUAUUUACUCAAAUCUAAUGCUCAUCUUUUUUGGCCCAAUUAUGUUGCAAAAAUUAAGGUGCACGUUAGAUUCCAGGGCGCAUUUACAUUCGCCAGGAAAUCCUUUACUUAUUUCAAGGUUCUGAAAACUGAGGUGCGCAUUAGAUUCGAUGGCGCAUUAGACUUAAGUAAAUAUGGUAUUUAUUUUGGUCCUGUUUUAGGUACUGUCAACCACAUUCCACUCUUCUGGGUGGGGAGCAAUCUGAUUAUUCUGUACUGCAGCCAGUGCAAGUAGAUAAAUAGAUACCGCUGUGGCUGGAAGGUAAACGGCAUUUCCAUGCGCUCUGGUUUGUGUCACGGUGUUCCAUUGCACCAGCAGCAGUUUAGUCAUGCUGGCCACAUGACCCAGAAAGCUGUCUGUGGACAACGCCGGCUCCCUUGGCCUGAAAGCGAGAUGAGCACUGCAACCCCAUAGUCACCUUUGACUGUACUUAACCGUCCAGGGGUCUUUCACCUUUACCUUUUAGUACGAUAGAGCAUCAUAAUACAGAGAGGUUUUCAAGAUGCUAGUCUUCUCUGGCUUUUUUCCCUUUAGCAUCUACUCAGACUUCCUUGAGUAUAGCUUCCUCCAAAUUCUGCUCUGUGCAAGAAAUCAUAGAAAAUUCAGUGCCAAAUAUUUGCAUUACCUACAAGUGAUAUAUCAUUGAAAAAAGAUGAAUUUCGUUUCAUCAAAAAUCUUUUUUUUUUUUUUACCAUGUGUACUACUUUUGAGAUGUGGUUUCAGAAAAGCUUUUAAAAGGAGUGAUCUGGAUUAGAGCUGUUGGGAUAUUGGUUCCAUUUGCUACAAGCAAUAGUGCCAAUAUAUCAUCCUACCCACACAAAAACACAUGCUCUGCUUCCCUUACAUUAAGGCUACUGUGAAGCCAGGAAACACUUUUUAAGAACCAUGAUGGUGUUACCUGCUGUUAAUGCAAUGGUCUGCAAAUAUAUAAAAUCUGAAAGAAUAUAGUCUCUGGCUUAUGAUCUGCAAAGCAAAGGAAUAUAAAAUUUUAAGACAGUUUGGAUCCAAGUUCCCAUGCCAAGUAUGCUAUAAAUCUGCUGCUGUCUGGGUUGCAUCUUUUCUUCCCAAAUGCUUUAGCUACUUGGGAAUAAUCAUAGUAUUGUGACUAGGGCAGAGUGGGAGAACACAUGCACAAGGUUCCCAGGGGUCAGUCCCUGGCAUUUCCUGUGAUCCAUUCCACCCUUUGACCCAAGCGUUUCCAAGGCAAUCUAUUAAAAUACACAGAUCAAUAUACAAAGCCAGCAAUCUAUACAGUGGUGCCCCGCAAGACGAAUGCCUCGCAAGACGGAAAAACCGCUAGACGAAAGGGUUUUCCGUUUUGAAGUUGCUUCGCAGGACGAAUUCCCCUAUGGGCUUGCUUCGCAAGACGAAAAUACCUUGCGAGUCUUGAGGUUUUUUUCCCGCUUUCCCCCCCCUUUAUCUAAUCUGCUAAGCCUUUAAUAGCCUUUAAUAGCCUUUUAGCAGCUAAUCCCCUAAGCCUUUAAGCCUUUAAUAGCCGCUAAACCGCUAAUAGCGCUAAUAGCGCUAAUCCGUCAAUGGGCUUGCUUCGCAAGACGAAAAAACCGCUAGACGAAGACUCUCGUGGAACGGAUUAAUUUCGUCUUGCGAGGCACCACUGUACAACCAAUACAUGAAAUCACUCUCUAACCAAUAAGCUUGCAAAGAACCCAGCCUGAGACCACUUCCAGUCAGGUUAGAGAUCCCUGGCCUAGAUCCUAUAAUAUUUGCAGUGCUGUAUUCUGUAAUAUCUGGUCCUGUAAUCUGUUAGCCAAGCUUCAAAAUGAUUGCCACCAGUAUGACAGGCUGUGCAUUAAAUGACAUCUCAAUAUUUAGGUCUGUGCAUUUCUAGAGACAUUGUUGAGAGAGAAGAGCCCAACUCCUCAAGCAGAUUGAUUUUAGUGAGGUUCAGUAAGUUGGGUGGUGGCGAAGCAUCAGCACUUCUUUCCACUGCUACUUGCCAGGAUGACAAUGGGACAAGGUAAGGUGGCAAUGUGGACAUGGAAGCUCCAGCGGCACCUGCAUCAUGCCACCACAGAUCUGGAGCUUCUCUAAGCUUAUCACCCUUUCACCCUCCAUAUCCCUACCUUGGCAAAUAAUAGCACCACCAGCCCUGUUCAUUCUUUUCACGUACUGCUCUGCUAAGGUCAGAACUGGAGACAACGAUUUCCAGGGAGAGGUGCCUGCAGAUAGGGAUAUCUAUGCUUUUAAACAGUCUGCCUCACACUCUUUGCCUUUUUAAAGAACCUAUUUAGGACAAAGAAUGACUUUUGUAGACUGGAAUUUGUAGAAAGACAUUGAAAUAGUUUCUCAGUUCUCUGCAGUGGUUCCCCCUCACCCAAGCCUCCGCAUGCUUUUUAUAAUUUAAAAUUCUUUCUUUCUUUUUUUCAUAAAUGACAUGUAAUCACACUGACUUAAUGCUCCUUGGGGAGUAGAAGAGAUCAGGGAUCCUAAAAAGAAAGCAUUUGCCCUCACGCUGUAAUCCUAGUACUCCUUCUGAAUUGAACUUUGGCAAGGCCGGUUGAAAACAGACAUUCUUCUGUGGCAUCAGCCAAUUGGAGAAGAGCAACCACAUGACUGGUUUUUAUGUGCACAACAGGGGGAAGAGGGCAGGAUGCCAAAGUAAUUAUACUUGACUUACCAUCCAGCAUCCUUUUAUGCUUCAUGUGGAUUUAUGCACUGUAAUACCUUUCCCUACAUCUGCGAGAGACUGGCUUCCAGAUCUAAUUAUUUCAACACAGUUUAAUAAACCCUGUUCUCCUUAUUUGCUAUCAAGAUGGGGGCUAUUUAGCAAACUAUUAAGUAUAUUCCAUUCACUUUCCUCCUACUGGGCACAGCAAUGUCAUUUUUUGUUUGGCUCUGGAAAGGCUCUUGAAAUUAUUUUCUGAAAAUUACUCUUUUAUCACUGCCGAAAAUCUAUUUGUGUGUUCACUGUCUGUUUUGUUUGAAAUCUGAGCUGGGUUCAUAUUUUUAUUGUGGUUCCACACAAAGCAUAGCCUUUGAAGAAUCUCUUCAAAUGGACUCCAUCCUGGAACGUUGCAUCUAACUCAUUAGUGGAUAAUUGUGGACAUUAACUGUAAAUGUUCCUCUAGAGGCUAGAAUGACCUUGGUUUGUAUAAUUCCAAAGGGAGAAAUGGAUGCUUAUAAAAACAAGGUGGCAGGGCUGGACCAAUACUUUUUGGUGCCUCAGGAAAACCCCCCAAAUGAUGCCUUCCCCACCAGGGAAUAAGGGGCGAGUGAAGAACUACAUCAUGAACAAGUACAGAAUAAAGACUGAUGUCAAGAUCUGCUGCCCCUGUUGAUCCUUCUGUCUGAGGCGUCAUCUCACCUUUCCUCAUGGGUGGGGCAGUCCUGCUAAGAGGAGAUAAUGGAUGAAAAUUCAACACAGCCUUUCCACUUGGAGAGCAGUUCUUGAUACAACAAAUGUGUCCAGUAGCAUAAGAGGUGACAUUUGCUGAUUUUACACCUCCCCAUCUCAUGCAACUCCCUGCAGUUCAAUAAUUUCCCUCAAUUAGUGUGUAUUUUGCAUACAUAUAGAUUUGAAAGCCUUUCUGUUGCGUUGCCCUUAAAUCUCUUUUCACCCUUACUUUAAGAUCUCGAGUAUCUGAUUGAAUAUAUGUUUAUGUGUGUUCACUCACCCUUCCUACCACUUUGCAUUCCAGCUGCUUCCAUUGCCCAGAGCUCCCUAGUAAAUGAGGGGAUUGCUUAAACUUCAAGGAACCAAAGGGAGCACUUGGGUGCAAUUGUGUCAACGGCCCACCAUGCUUCUCUAUUCCAUAGGAAGACUCGGGCCUCAGAAUUGCCAGCACUGGCUAUUGGCAAAUCCCCCAGAGCUUUCAGAAUCCCUUAGACCCCAUAGGUCUCUGGGGUUGGACUCCCAACCCUACAGCAGUAGAUUGGUACUGCUUUACCAGGGUAUUAAGAAUAAGAAUAUUUUAGAGAAGAGAAGGAAAUAAAACAAAGACUUUGAAUACAAUGCCAGAAGUGUAGAAAGAGGAUAUGUGUGUUAUUGUACUACAAGCGCUCCUGUCUUAUUUUUAUGUCAAGGCAACUGAGAGAUUCUAGCUGAACUGCCUCACUGUAAAGAGGAAAGCAGACACAAUGCAUCUUGUGGAGCUGGUGCCCCAAACUGCAUUCCCGUAUCAAGGUUCUCCUUUCUCCACAAUGUGUAGUGUUGCUAGCCUUGUGACCUCACUGUGCGACCUCACUGACUAUGGCAUAUUGCUCAGCCGCUUCCAGUGUCAGCCAAUGAUAAGGAGCAGAGAAACCUAUUUAUGUGACCACAUCACUGUGAGGGAUCAGAAAUGCUGCUAUCGCAGAGACGGGAACUAACUUAAAAUGGAGGAGGUCUGUUGGUGGCAGACCCGUGACAUGAUUUUAAAAUAUGUGAUUCGUUGCGCAGAUUAUGCAGCACUAUGCCACAGAGCAUACCCUCGACAGAGCUUCAAGUCCCUGGCAUGUGUAUUUGUAUGCUUAGACGUAUUGUAGAUGACUGUUUUAUAUUGUGGGGAUGGUGGUUUGCCUCUGUUUUAGAAUCAGCCGUGUACUGUGAAUGCAAACAUGUUGCUGUUUUUAUUUCUUAUGUCCCAAUACUUCAUCUCACAAGAGCCCAGAGCAGCUAAGAACAAAUAUACAGCCUUUAAAGCAAAGUUAAGGCAUAGUACAAAGCACAGCAGACCUUUAAUUAUAGAAAUGCAUGUACAAAAGCAAGUGAGUUAAUUUUUUAUUAAAAAGUAUUUCUAAGCCACUUCGUGCUUUCAAAGAUUCUAAGCUGCAUACAGUGGACCAACGGUACAAGGCCCAGUCACAUAGAUCAAGGGAAGUCUGUGAUGUUGUUCUUAUUGUGCCCCAAAGGCCUGUUGGAUAAGAGUUCUAUCCAAUAGGGCCAGUUGCCAUGUGAAUACUCCCAAAUAUAACCCUGCUCCCAAAUAUAACAAUUUCCAUGCUUUAUAUUCUUAAGAAACUGGGGCAAGGGGAAAUAGCACAGAGACUCAAGAGGCCUAUAGAUAUCACAACAGGAUGUAUUGAGGGGGGGUCUUUGUUUGACAUAACCUACACUGACUAAACAUUCAAGUCUGUAUGUUUUGAUCUUACCUCAUCCUAGGAUGUGUUGCAGUGAUACACUAAUGACAAACUCAUUCAUGCCAUAGAGCUCUGAACCACCCUCAUUCUCCCAUUGUAGUCUUCCAGUAAAGGAGGAGAAAUGUUUAAGAGCAGGGUAACAAUACUAUUAUAUUUCCCUGAAUUAGUAAUUUACAGCUUAAUCUUAUCAAUUUGCAGCCAAGACUCUCGUAUGUUCUGUUUCACCCACCCCAUCUUAUAAACUGAAAUUUCCACAAUCUUUUUAUUUUUAUUUUAUUUUAUUUAGUCUUGACUUCAAAGAAUCUUACGCCCAUAUUUCCUGUGCAACUCUGCAAUAAGCUAUUUACAUAUAUCAGAUGCCUUUAAACCUAGCUGCCAAGGCAAUGCACUCAAAAACGACUUUGCUGCUUGAAUCCAAAUCCCUUGAAAUCAUAUGUUUAGCUUUGGAAUCAGGGCAGUGGAAAAAAUUGUGAAUGUAUUCUUAUAUAAAAUAUUAGAAAAUAAUGCACCUUGCGUGAUAACACUGGGUUUGUACAUGGAUAUUGAAGACUCGGGUGUUCUUUUCCAAUUUGGAAGAAAGGAGGGAUAUAAAUGCAUUAAAUAAACAAAGCAGUGAGACUCAUGUCCUCAUCUCUCAGGUGAUUCUUUCCAAAAUUGUGUAACUGACUAGCUGCAUUCACAGCAGCUUAGAAGUAACACUUGGUCAUUGUGCCCUGAGGCUGAUUCUCCAGGGUCUCUGCAGUGUGGGUUUUUACAGUUUUAUAUUCCACACCAUGGCAAAUUCCAUUAGUCUGCAGCUUACAAACUGAGUUCUUGCCAACAAAGGUCUUUUGUCCUACGCCAUGAUCCAUUUCAAUAUUUAACCUUCAGUGUUUUUGAAAGUUCAUUCCUGAGCCUCCAAAAGAGCACAUGCCUGUUUGGGGUUCAGCUUAUAUCAAAGGGUGACCUCAUUUUGUCUCCCACAGGAAAAUAUGCAAGUCAUGUAAAUGCAGCCAGGAAGAUCACAGUCUGAGCUCCGAUGCAGAAGAUGAUCGGAAAAUUGGCCGCUUGCUCUCCGAUUCGAAAUACUCUUCGCUAACUGCCCGGGUGAAAGGAGGUGAUGGUGUUCGCAUCUAUAAAAGGAACCGUAUGAUUAUCACUAAUCCUAUCGUGUCUCGGAAAGAUCCAACAUUUAACACUAUUACAUACGAAUGGGCUCCACCUGGACUGACUCAGAAACUGGUAAGAUCACUCACCUAAUUGUAUGUAAGGACUACUUGAAAUUUUCCAAAACACACAGGGUUUCAAUAGCUGCUAAAGGAUUUAGCAUCUCCACUGUGUGUCCCUUUCCCCCGACCCUGAACCCCCUUUCUCACAUCUUCUUAACUUACUGAUUUUAUAUCCUGCCUUUCUCUCAGCGCAGCACACAAGGUGGGUUUGCCACCUACAUUAAAACAGAUACACCUGAAAACACACCAUGCAGGUGACCCUAUUAAAACAGCACUGGAAAUGCUUAAAACCAUUUAAAAAAACACACAUGCACACAGUGCAAUACCCACCCUCAGGAGACCCUGCCACAACAGUCAGUCAGUGGCCAAAGGCUGUCAGAACAAAAAAGUAUUUGCCUGUCAGUGAAAGGAAAGUAAGAGAGGAGGUCAGCCUAGCCUUCUGUGGGAGUUCCAUUAUCUGGGAGAAGCCACCUAGAAAGCACUCUCUCAUUUUCUCACCCAAUAUGCCUGUGAAGGUGGUGGGACUGAGAGGCCUCCCUAGAAGAACUCAAAGCCCAGGCAGGUUCAUAUAAGGAGAUAUGGUCCUUCAGAUAGCCAGGACCCAAACCAUAUAGGGUUUUGUAGGUCAUAACCAAGACUUUUGAAGCAGCUGCUGUGAGAAACUUAAAGACAGAUGAAUUUUGAAUCAAGACCUGCAGAUCCUUGUCUUGGACUGUUUUUAAUCAUGGUUAAUACAUGGAACUAGAAGCUCAGUUCUAGUAUCAAUCUAUGGUGUUUCAAAAUCUCCUGCAUAGAGGAUGAGUUGCAGUGAUAUCUCACCCUAAGCAAUUUAUUUUUAUUGCCUCCUGGGACCAUUUCUGCUGUUGUAAAGGAGGGAAAACUUGAGAAAGCACCAAAUAGUUAUUUUUUUUACCAGAAAGAUAUCUCUGCUACUUGUUUCUUGAUUAGUAAAUAAUGUUGAGGCAGCACAUUCGCUCAAAAUGUUUCGUGCUGAAAAAUCUAGUAGGAAGGAAUGGCUCUUUUUUGGCUACGUAUGUUGUGCAUUCGGGGGCGGGGGGAUCUGAAGAAUGGUGUGCUUUUCCUCUUUAUAUAUGGCAUGAGGCCUUUGAAUUUUCCCUCCCGAAUUAAUCUGCUGAACAACAUGGAAUUCAGUACUGUAUUAAUUUCGAAGCCCAUGUGAUUAAUAUGUGAUGUUUGGUAGGGUGUAAGAUACAAGAGGAGGAGUUUUCCCCUUCAGUGGUCUAGUUUUCAAGAAGUUGGGAGUAAAUACUAAGAGCUGAAUUCAACUUACUCGGUGCUCCUGCUGACACAGUGGGGCAUUCUCCCCUCCCCUCCUGCACAUGCCCCACACUAGCUCUGGAAGGUCAGAAGACCCCACAAAAUAGCACCUUGGAGGAGGAGGAGAGGGAUCACCCUUCACCUUGCAGAUCACCCAAACCCCACGUUUGUUGCCCUCCUUAAGCCCCACUGCACUGCCACUGCUGUGGGAAGCCAGAAAAUGUAGGCUAUUUUCUCCAGUAGCAGUGGGAGAUUGGAUGGUGGAUAAAGAGGAGAAAUAUUUUCUCCCCUUCAUUCCCCAUCCCUAUGCCAGUGGAGGCAACGACAGGAGAAGCACAGGACAGGUUGAAAAGUCCACACCAACUGAUCCGAUCCUGCCCACCUGACCAGCUCCGUCCACCUCCAUUUUACCUCUUUCUCACCAGCUUUGGCAGCUCGUUUGCUCACCUGUUCAGGCAAACCUUCCUCCACUUACAGCUCAGCCAAACCGCAGCAGAGACAGCUCACAGAGGAACAGGCCAGGCUGUCCGAUCACUCACUUGCCUGACUGCACUGCCCACCUGCUGUCCAGUAGGUGGCCACAUGAACCGCAGCUUGAUGACAGCUUUACAGUUUUAUUAUAUAGUAAGAUACAUAACAUUUAUUUAUUUAUUGCAUUUAUAUCUCACCGUUUCCUCCAAGGAGCUCAGUGUGGUGUAGAUUGUUCUUCCCCCUCCUCAUUUAAUCCCCACAAAAAUCCUGUCCUAUAGGCUUGGUUGAGAGGCCCAAGCUCAGCCAGUGAGCUUCAUGGCGAAGUGGGAAUUUGAACCCUGGACUCCUAGGUUCUGGUCUGACACUCUAACCACUGCAUACAUAACAGAGUAGUCGUUUAUCAAUCUUUACACCUAGAAGCUUAUAAGACAUUAGUUGCUUUCUCCGCUAAACCAUUCAUAUAAAUGGCCUGGACUUCCAAGGCCAGACGUUUUCACCAUGGCCCAGUAUGUUGUCUAUCCUUGACUAGCAUGAAGAGAUGGAGAUGCUCAAGAACAGACAGAGGGCAAUAAGAAGAGCCUUAUGUAAGCAAGUAUCCUAGAGUUGCCUUGGGUGACCUUCUAAAGUUACAGUUCACCUCAAACCUCCCUGUUUGUAAAAGUUCUUUGUCACAUGAAAGGAAUGAAACUGGAAUUCUUGGGAAACCUGUCAAUCUCCUGCAGCAUGCCUCAGUCCCAAAAUAUAUCUGUUGCUCUUGAAAAGAGGGCAAGACACACGGACAAAGUGGUCUGGGAUUGGCCCAGUCCUCUUGGUAACUAAUACGGUGCUCUGGGACUGACUGUGUAAUGUGUAAGAUGGUUCAGUGGAUAAUGACAGCUGAGGUAGGUAGCCCAAGAAUCUAGAAUAAUAAAUCACAAAUGUCCCCCACCUGGCAGUAGUCAAUAGCUGCUUACUCAUUGCAUAUUAUGAGAAUCUUAUUUGGGGUAAUUGGUGGCUAGUUCUGUGAGGUGGAAAGUAAAAGAUUAUUUUCCCAAAUACUGCAAAUGUGAACCUGUUGUUCAGGUUCUGCCUGUAGGCUUCCUAUGGGCACCUGGUUGGCAACUGUGAGAACGGAGUGCUUGGCUAGAUGAGCCUUUGGCCUGGUCUAGCAGGGCUGCUCUUAUGUUCUAAAACACCUUCAAUUUUGACACAACCCUCGGUUUCCAAAUGCACAAACAGUUUACGUUUCUCUGUAGCACAGUUGGAUGGACUGAGAGAGUUUGGGAUAAGAAUUCUACUUUGAAGGUUUGUAAUAUGGAUUGCUACAACACUGGCAUGCAUCCUCAGAUAUGGGUAUGAAUUUAUAUAUGUUUCUAAAAAUGAACAAGAGCAAGUCUUGCAUUCUUCAACAUUUUGAUGGAUCAAAGGCACAGAGUCACUACUUCACUACUUCUCUUCCCUUAAAAUUUCAUAGAUUUGCUUCAGGUGGUCAUUAGGCAUGUUUGCACAUGGUCAUUUCGAACCCGAUCUCCAGUCCUUCCUCAAGUGGGGGCAGUGGCCAAGACAUAGAAUUGGAACUAAUGCUAGUUCUCCUCAGAGUAGACCCACUAAAGUUAACGGACAUAGCUGACAGGUACGUUAAUUUUACUCUAAGUAAAACUCAGUUGGCUGCCACUCUUAGGGCUGUAUUCAACAGCACUAAGGCAGAAGUUCUGUUAGCUGCAAGGAUUUUUCUUGUGCAGUGGAACCUUCUCCCCCUCUCCUCCCCCCAUGCACCCCCUAAAUGUGUAAUGUGGGUUCCCCCAGCCCUCCAGAGCAGAUUUGGAGCUGGCCCAGGGCAUGUACAGGAAGAGGAGGAGACGGAAAGUCCCAUUAAAGUAGGAAUUCUUCCAAAGGCCUCCACUAGCACAGCAAUUUAGUUGAAUACAGCACUGAAGUUUUCUUCGUGUCACUAGGAACAAGUUUUAAUUACUUACAGUGGUACCUCACAAGACGGAAAACUUGCAAAACGAAAGGGUUUUUUGUUUUUUGAGCUGCUUCGCAAGACGAUUUUCCCUAUGGGCUUGCUUCGCAAGACGGAAAUGUCUUGCAAGUUUGUUUCCUUUUUCGUAAAACCGUUAUUACAGUUGUUACUUGACUUCGAGGAGCAACUCAUAGAAUGCGGUGUGGUAGCCUUUUUUGAGGUUUUUGAAGACUUUGGUGAUUUUUGAAGCUUUUCCAAAACUUUUCCGACACCGUGCUUCGCAAGACGAAAAAAAUCGCAAGACGACAAAACUCGCGGAACGAGUUAAUUUCGUCUUGCGAGGCACCACUGUACUUGAGUUGACGAAGUUAUUUAAGCCCUCAAUAAAGUUUCUGUGACCACAAUAAAUACCUUUGUUAUUCUCCUUCUAUAUAUAGGCACGUGAAGCUCAGGAAUUUGAUAUCCUCUCAUUGUGAAAACAAGUAGUGCCUUUUAACUCGAGUACAUUUAUUUAAUGCUUACAGUUUACAUGUUUUGUUUAGAGUUUUAUCUGUGUUUUGGUUGCGUUUUCCUGUGAUCCUUAAAGUUUUGGGUUCUUGUUGACUGUUUAGAUGUUUUUAGUUUCCAUAGGAGGGAAUAACUUUUGACACAGAGAGAGAAUCGGUCUCAUUUAUUCAUUCAAGUGCUCUACUCUAUCCCUCAUGCAUAGCGAUGAAACCUUUCAUAUCCAGCACUUCUGAAAGAUGUCAUGUAACCCAAAGUACAUUCAUAAGGAAUGUGCCAGAUCUAGCCCCCAGCUGCACUUAAAGCACUAUAGCACCACUUGAAGCAGUCAUGGAUUCCCCCAAAUAACCCUGUAAAGUUUUCACUUCCCUCACCAUUCCCCUUAAAGAACUACAGUUCCCUGGGGAAAACGAAUGAUUGUCAAAUCACUCUGAGAAUGCUAGCUCUGUAGGGGUAAUAGGGUCUCCCCACCAACUCUCAGCACCCUCAACAAAUUAUACUUUCCUUUAAAGAAUGACUCUUUAAAGUGGUAUAAUACUGUUUUAAAGCUAUUGUGCAGAUGGGACCAUAUUGUUUGCAACUUGGAAACACAAAUACUACAAUUGAACCAUCGGUGGCUUUGAUAGCAUCAUCUUCUGCAGCAUCUGACUGGAGCCUAACAAGUUCCAAAAUCAGGUCCAGCAUUCCUUUCCAUGCCCAGUAUUUGGACUUGGCCGACUUGAUACAAUUGUGAGAACACAUGAAAAUACAUUCAAGAUAUCUGGAACAGGUUUAGCCAGCAAGAUUUGAUUUAGCUGCGUGCCGUGAUAUCUACACUUUAAAUAAAAAUACUUUUUUCUUCACCUUCAAACUGACUUAGGUUGAUUUCUAAGCUGUUUCCCAGAACUCUGUUCUACAUGCCAAGAGGGAUUUGGAAGCAAAAGUGAUACGAUUCAACAGCUUAAGAGGCAGAGUACACCAAAAAUAAGGACAUUUCCUCAAUGUAAGGUGAUGGAUUAAACUCUGGGUGGCCAAUUUGGUGCCCUCCUGGUCCUGCAGGGCUGGGAAAGGGAAAUAACCUCUGUGAAACAGGCUGCAGACUCCACCUUCAAUUUCCUCUGCCCCCCGCCCUUUUUGUGGUCUACAGCACCCAUUAUCCCUGGCCAUGCUGAGGGUAAAAAGGAAAUUGGUUCAUAAAAUAACUGAAGGAACUAUCUCCUAAAAUAGUGAAAAUAAUUUUCUUUUCAUGAGCUUCUCCCCACCAGCCCAAUACGGUAAAAGCAAGUUGUUUCGGCAUAUGCUUCUGCAUUUGCUUCUCAGUUAUGAGAAGAUUGUGUUGUGCUGCUGGUUUAGCAGAUGUAUGGCGGCAUUCUGUCUGAGAGGAAGAAGACGCCCAUGAUAACCCUCAGUGAGGCAUGCUGGGUAGCCAUUCCCACUUUGGAAGCAUUUGCAUCCAUGUUUGUAUGGACAGUUUGUCCAAACAGGGGUAAAGGCCACGAGUUGCCCAAAUGUGGAUUGGAAUGACUGCUGUCGCACCUAAUCGAUCACUGGUUACAGCAUUUCCUUUCUGGGAAGGAAGGAAGGAAGGAAGGACUGCUUGUGUGGUGUUCACCUUGUUCACUGUGCCCUCUAGUUGCUUUAGGGUUUACUUUCAUCAACCUCAGCCAGCGUAGCCAAUGGUGGAAUUGUAAUCCCAAACAACUAGAAGGGCACCAGUCGGAUGGGGAAGACUGGCAUGGACAAUGUUGAGCUAGUUGACCGUCUGACUUGGGAUGAAGCAGCUUUCUUUUUAAAAUAAAAAACUGACAUAGAUAACGGUUAACAUUUUAAGGCUCAUCCAGACAUGCAUUUGUGCUGCAUUUCAGGCACACACCUACACUUUAAAGCUCCCUGUGAAUUUAUUUCCACAGGCCUGGUUUUAUGCAAUGAAAUGGGCCUGCCUUUCUUUUGUGUGCCAGUUGAUAGCUGUGCUAUACGAACAUUGUACUUAAUCAGUCACAAGAGGCAGAUUUUGCUUGUGUAACUGCACUGGGCAUAUUGUUUAAACAUUUGGGGAACAGAUCUUCUAUUGCAAAGCACUAGUGGGUUAUGUUGCAUGUUUCAAACAAGCAAUACUUUAGCCUGCUGAGGUGUUUAAUAUACACCCUAACAGUUGUGCUGUUCAUUAGGCAAGUGCUGACCAAGGUGGAAAUUAAUUGAACUCUCCUGAAAGCUGGUCUCUAAAAAAAAAACAGUGAAUGGCCAACUUGGCUGCCUAUGAACAAGUCACGCUAUAAGAGGGAAAAGGUCCCUGUCAGAGAAUCUCUCUCUCUUUCCUAAACUCUGUUCCAUAAAGAGAUUAACUGCACUGAAAGUUCUCUGCAUCCUUUUUGCAAAUGUUAAUCUUGAAUGAGACCAGCCUUUCGUCUCCAGCUAUGAAUUAAAAGCCAGUGGCUAACUUGAUUACCGGUACUUACACAUUGCUUUAUGUUAGAUUCGAAACACGGGUCUCCAAAUAAAGUGCAGACUUUUCUCACCCCCCACCCAAUAGCAUUGGACUGUGUGCUUGAGUAAUAAAAUGAGUUGGCUACUGGCCACUGAACUUGGUGGCCACCCCUUGCCACCAGCUCUCCUGUUUGGCACUCAAAAAAGCAGUAGAGAUUGCAGGGGGGGGCAGUGUUCGAAGGUGUAAAGUCAGCAAAGUACUGAUUUAUAAAUUAGCUUACUUAGGUUAACUAAUGGCUUUACAGAAGGGAAAAUGGAAGACCUUCCAGACUGUAUACAACCCUGCAAAAAUUUUCUUUUUGUCCCCCCCCCCCCCAGCACUAAAUUAGAAUCAUUAACAUCUCGCCCAAGUGCUGUUUGUGUGCUACAUGUGGGUUUAUAAGGCAUUGCAGCUGGUGGUUAACUGUUAACAAGCUUGCCUUUCCAUGGCUUUUAGCCAGCUAAAUUUUGGCAACCACUUGAAUGUAAUCUUUCAUAAAUAGGAAGCAUGUCUCCAGGCACAUACUUAAUAUUUGCUAGACACUAGGGAUGCCAAAAAGGUUAAGGGAGAUUGAAGUUUUGGACUUGUGCCUUUGGUUUUUGUGACACCUGAUGUGUGCUGGGGCUCUUUCUUAAUCUGUUGUGUUUCUGGGAUGUCAUUCAAACUUAGGCUGGAGUGGGGCAGAGAUGGGGCAUCUGUGUCCUACCCUAUCUGGCAGGAGCAAGGUAUGUUGUCACCAGGCCAAAAGCAGUGAAAAGGAAACCCUGACUGAUGAUAGAUAGAUAGAUAGAUAUUGCAUAUCUAUUCUGAGUGGUUCAAGACUAGGCCCAAUCCUCCUUACAAGUAUUAUCCCAAAAUCCUCAGGGGGCCUGUUGUGAUGACUUUACGAGACACCUUAAAAGAUAAAGUUGCUCAUAUAUUUGCUUAGACCUUGAUGCCUCAUUUGCAGCAGUGUCUGAGAAUGUUAACAGUAUCAUCUGGUUUGAUUUUAUGGGGUGGGUUACAGUUUCUGUGGUCCAAGGAUGUAGACAAGACUUGUGUUCAGGCAUUCAGCUGAAUACAAAUGUUCGUAUGAGUCACACCCCAAUGUCUCUGCCCACUCAGUUCCUGACCUUCCCCAUGUCUGCAGGCUGAUUAUAUUCAUGUUUGCUUCAUUGUCACCCCAUGUGACUAGAAAUCCUGAUAAGGCAUAACUGUGCCCCAGUGACCUCUCAGUUGGACCACUGUAAUAUGUUAUACAUGGAGCUGCCUUUUGAAGUUAGUCUAGAAGCUUCAGACCUUUGUCAGAGUAAAACUGCUGGAAUUUUGACAUGUACAGCAUAGUUGUAUAUUUUGCAAGUGUUCAAAAUUUUGUGAACCUGUUUUUUUAUCCUCCAGUUGUCUUGUGUGUUUUGUUUUUGGCAAUUUAAUUGUAUAAAACCAGCAAUUUUGCUGAAGAACAGUAUAUAAAUACUUGGGGAAAUGCUUCAAAAAAUAUUUGAAAAUGUGAAAAGCCUUUGACAUGAUACAGCAAGGAUGGAGAACCUGUGGCCUUCUGAAUGUUGUUGGGCUUUGACUCCCAUCAGCCCCAGCCAGCAUUGCCAAAGGCUCAGGAAAAGCAGGACUUGUGAGUCAACAACACCUGGGAGGCUGCACAUUUCCCUCCCCUGUGAUACAGUAUCUCUGCUGCAUGCUCUGUGCAUGGGUAUUGCAUCAUGAAAGGAUGCUCUUGACUUGACUAAACCUGACAUACAGUUUGGCUGCACAAGACUCACAUAAGGUGGCUGUGGUGUGGAACCACUGGGAAAGUCCUUACUGGUUGUCAGUGCUGCCAUUUGGGAUGCAAGUCGUAGCAGAUGACACAGGUGGUGUUGGUGGCAUUGUUUGCCUGACCUCUCAGCUUUGGGAGUGGUAAGGUGGGGGAGCCAAUGUGGUGCUCCUGCCAGCACAUUUGCCCAUCACUGCCCUCCCCACGCCCUUGCCCCUCGUACUCUCCCAGUAAGCAGCAGUGACUCUGCAGCCUCCCAACCCCACCUUUGCUACUGAAUACAAGGGAGAAACCCCAAAUAUCUGAGUCAUCUGCUGUAUUGCAUGGAGAGUGGCUUCCCUAGGAAAAUGGUGGACAAAGUCACAGAGAUGGACAGCCUUUGGCAUUUUUGUUCCUUCUGGCGUCUAUAUGCCACUUGAUGUAUUCACAGGUGGAGAUGAAUCAGCAGACAGGGGGGAGGUUCAAAAAGUAUCUACAUGGUGCUUAGAGAAUAAUUUGCACCUAAAUAUUAGCAAGACAAAGCAGAUGGUGUUGGACUUUCAGAGGAAGAGAGGGGAACUAGCCCCAUUGUAUAAUCGGGACGUUGUGUGGAGAGAGUCUCUUCCUUUAAAUUUCUGGGAGUUUACCUUAGUGAAGACCUCACUUGGAAAAACAAUAUAACUCAGGUGGUUAGGAAGGCCCAACAGAGACUCCAUUUUCUCAGGGCCUUGUGAAAGAACAAUGUUAAACAACAAUUGAUGACCUCCUUCUACUGGUCCACAAUAGAAAGUGUCCUCUCUUAUUGUAUCACAGUGUGGUACAUUGGCUUGACAGCCACAGACAGAAGGUCUUUACAGAGGGUGGUGAACACAGCACAUGAUAUCAUGGGCUGUCCCCUGAGCCCGCUAGGUGACAUUGCAAGGGAUCGUUGCCUUAAGAGAGCGAGAAAAAUUCUCAGGGACGAUUCAUACCCCGGCCAGCACCUCUUUAAUAUUCUACCCUCGGGCAGGAGAUAUAGAAGUAUAAUCAGUCGUUGUUGUUGUUUAGUCGUUUAGUCGUGUCCGACUCUUCGUGACCCCAUGGACCAGAGCACGCCAGGCACGCCUGUCUUCCACUGCCUCCCGCAGUUUGGUCAGACUCAUGUUUGUGGCUUCGAGAACACCAUCCAACCAUCUCGUCUUCUGUCGUCCCCUUCUCCUUGUGCCCUCCAUCUUUCCCAACAUCAGGGUCUUUUCCAGGGAGUCUUCUCUUCUCAUGAGGUGGCCAAAGUAUUCGAGCCUUAGCUUCACGAUCUGUCCUUCCAGUGAGCACUCAGGGCUGAUUUCCUUAAGAAUGGGUGUGUUUGAUCUUCUUGCAGUCCAUGGGACUCUCAAGAGUCUCCUCCAGCACCAUAAUUCAAAAGCAUCAAUUCUUUGGCGAUCAGCCUUCUUUAUGGUCCAGCUCUCACUUCCAUACAUCACUACUGGGAAAACCAUGGCUUUAACUAUACGGACCUUUGUUGGCAAGGUGAUGUCUCUGCCUUUUAAGAUGCUGUCUAGGUUUGCCAUCGCCUUUCUCCCAAGAAGCAGACGUCUUUUAAUUUCAUGACUGCUGUCACCAUCUGCAGUGAUCAUGGAGCCCAAGAAAGUAAAAUCUCUCACUGCCUCCAUUUCUUCCCCUUCUAUUUGCCAGGAGGUGAUGGGCCCAGUGGCCAUGAUCUUCGUUUUUUUGAUGUUGAGCUUCAGACCAUAUUUUGCACCCUCCUCUUUCACCCUCAUUAAAAGGUUCUUUAAUUCCUCUUCACUUUCUGCCAUCAAGGUUGUGUCAUCUGCAUAUCUGAGGUUGAUGAUAUUUCUUCCGGCGAUCGUAAUUCCGGCUUGGCAUUCAUCCAGCCCAGCCUUUCGCAUGAUGAAUUCUGCAUAUAAAUUAAAUAAGCAGGGAGACAAUAUACAGCCUUGCUGUACUCCUUUCCCAAUUUUGAACCAAUCAGUUGUCCCAUAUCCAGUUCUAACUGUAGCUUCUUGUCCCACAUAGAGAUUUCUCAGGAGCCAGAUGAGGUAAUCAGGCACUCCCAUUUCUUUAAGAACUUGCCAUAGUUUGCUGUGGUCGACACAGUCAAAGCCUUUGGCAUAGUCAAUGAAGCAGAAGUAGAUGUCUUUCUGGAACUCUCUAGCUUUCUCCAUAAUCCAGCGCAUGUUUGCAAUUUGGUCUCUGGUUCCUCUGCCCCUUCGAAAUCCAGCUUGCACUUCUGGGAGUUCUCGGUCCACAUACUGCUUGAGCCUUCCUUGUAGAAUUUUAAGCAUAACCUUGCUAGCGUGUGAAAUGAGUGCAAUUGUGCGGUAGUUGGAGCAUUCUUUAGCACUGCCCUUCUUUGGGAUUGGGAUGUAGACUGAUCUUCUCCAAUCCUCUGGACACUGCUGAGUUUUCCAAAUUUGCUGGCAUAUUGAGUGUAGCACCUUAACAGCAUCAUCUUUUAAAAUUUUAAAUAGUUCAGCUGGAAUAUCAUCACUUCCACUGGCCUUGUUAUUAGCAGUGUUUUCUAAGGCCCAUUUGACUUCACUCUCCAGGAUGUCUGGCUCAAGGUCAGUAACCACACUACCUGGGGUAUACGAGACAUCCAUUUCUUUCUGGUAUAGUUCCUCUGUGUAUUCUUGCCACUUCUUCUGGAUGUCUUCUGCUUCUGUUAGGUCCUUUCCACUUUUGUCUUUUAUUAUGGUAAUCUUUGUACGAAAUGUUCCUUUCAUAUCUCCAAUUUUCUUGAACAGAUCUCUGGUUUUUCCCAUUCUAUUGUUUUCCUCUAUUUUUUUGCAUUGCUCGUUUAAGAAGGCCUUCUUGUCUCUCCUUGCUAUUUUUUGGAAAUCUGCAUUCAAUUUCCUGUAUCUUUCACUAUCUCCCUCGCAUUUUGCUUGCCUUCUCUCCCCUGCUAUUUGUAAGGCCUUGUUGGACAGCCACUUUGCUUUCUUGCAUUUCCUUUUCAUUGGGAUGGUUUUAGUUGCUGCCUCCUGUAUAAUGUUACGAGCCUCCAUCCAUAGUUCUUCAGGCACUCUGUCCACCAAAUCUAAAUCCUUAAACCUGUUCCUCACUUCCACUGUGUAUUCAUAAGGGAUUUGACUUAGAUUGUAUCUUACCGGCCCAGUGGUUUUUCCAACUUUCUUCAGUUUAAGCUUGAAUUUUGCUAUAAGAAGCUGAUGAUCUGAGCCACAGUCAGCUCCAAGUCUUGUUUUUGCUGACUGUAUAGAGCUUCUCCAUCUUUGGCUGCAGAGAAUAUAAUCAAUCUGAUUUCGAUGCUGCCCAUCUGGUGAUGUCCAUGUGUAGAGUCGUCUCUUGUGUUGUUGGAAAAGAGUGUUUGUGAUGACCAGCUUGUUCUCUUGGCAGAACUCUAUUAGCCUUUGCCCUGCUUCGUUUUGAACUCCAAGGCCAAACUUGCCAGUUGUUCCUUUUAUCUCUUGACUCCCUACUUUAGCAUUCCAAUCCCCUAUAAUGAGAAGAACAUCCUUCUUUGGUGUCAUUUCUAUAAGGUGUUGUAAGUCUUCAUAGAAUUGGUCAAUUUCAGUUUCUUCAGCACCAGUGGUUGGUGCAUAAACUUGGAUUACUGUGAUGUUAAAAGGUCUGCCUUGGAUUCGUAUCGAGAUCAUUCUAUCAUUUUUGAGAUUGCAUCCCAGUACAGCUUUUGCCACUCUUUUGUUGACUAUGAGGGCCACUUCAUUUCUUUUACGGGAUUCUUGCCCACAGUAGUAGAUAUGAUGGUCAUCCGAACUGAAUUCGCCCAUUCCUGUCCAUUUUAGUUCACUGAUGCCCAGGAUGUCAAUAUUUAUUCUUGCCAUCUCAUUUUUGACCACAUCCAACUUACCCAGGUUCAUGGUUCUUACAUUCCAGGUUCCUAUGCAAUAUUUUUCUUUACAGCAUUGGACUUUCCUUCCUUCCAACAGGCUAAAAAACAGUUUCUAUCUGUGGGCUGUUAGGCUGCUGAAUGGAAAAUAAUAUAGUGCAACUGACUUUGGGGUUUGGUGUGUUGUGCGACAAGCGCACAAAGUGCAAUGAGAUUGAGUGUUUGUUGGGGGGGAAGGCUCAGUUAAUUUCAUUGUACACAGGUUGUACAUUGACAAUAAAGGUAUCAUUAUUAUCUUGUCUCUCUCUUUUUCUUCCACGUAAAUCAGGCUACCCAGUACAUGGAACUGAUUUCGAAAGAAAUGCAGCCAGUGGCUGGUACAGAAGGUGCUUAUUAUCGUCGCAGGAGGUUGAUGAGACAGCUUCCUAUUUAUGACCAGGAUCCUUCCCACUGCCGGGGCCUUUCAGAGAGUGAAAUAAAGUUGAUGGAGGACUUCGUGAAGAAAUACAAAGAUGGCGUUCUUGGCGUCGGGGAAGUUGCACUGCCAGGUCAUGGAGGAACUGCCAAAGAUGAUGGGAAACAACCUGAUAAAGGCAUUCCUGCAAGUAAAGAAGUUGUUUCUACCAAUGGAACCCUGGGUGAUGUGCCUAAAGGGCAGGAAUUGGUAAGUAUGCAAAGGCUUCCCUGGAGGCAUAUAAUCGGGAUACAUAGUGCAUGGAGUUGCAUAGGAAGGAAUGGAGCAUAUUUCUGUGUUUGGCCAAAUGUGGUUUAAUGAAAGAAAACAAUCUGUCUGCCAGAAGUGCUUAAAACAACUUAAGUGUAUUUUUCGGUAUAGACUCCCCAGUAAUCUUGGAAAUCUUAGUCCUUGAGUUCACGAGGCCGUCAUGCUCACAAACUUACUAAUUUUGGAGCUUUUUCUGAAAAACCUUUGUAACAAACUGGUGGCAAUGUCUUUUCAAAAAUAUUUUUAUUUUCCAAGGAUUUUUUAAAAUGAUGACACUUUUGCAUUCAAUUAUACACCAAAUUCAUUGUGUUUGACUUCCUCCCCCCUUCCUAAUUCAAUCAUUCAUCAUCUUGCAUAUAAUUAUUUUUCCUUUGUAAUUUUCAAAUCUUAAUUAUAAAUACGUUGUCCAUAUUUAACACAUCGUAAAUGUUACAACAACCCUGCUAAUGUUUUAACAUAUUUGCAGUGUUCUUUAACAUAUUCUAUAAAUUUUACCCAAUCUUGUAAGAAUUUCUUCUCAUCUUGUUGCCUGAUCCUCAUGGUAAGCUUUGCCAUUUUGGCAUAUUCUAUCACAGGCAGAGGCAAACUCGGCCCUCCAGGUGUUUUGGGACUACAACUCCCAUCAUCCCUAGCUAACAGACCAGUGGUCAGGGAUGGUGGGAGUUGUAGUCCCAAAACAGCUGGAAGGCCGAGUUUGCCUAUGCCUGCUCUGUCAUCUUGAUUAUCCAUUCUUCCAAACUGGUGGCAAUGCCAUGGAUGUGUGAAUUGGGAGAGCUGGUAAGUUGAAUAAGUGGAGAGAGGUGGGGGGGAGAGACAGAUUGAGGAAUGGGUUGGGCAGAAGUGGUUUGAGGACUGCCAAAAGGUGGGCUUGGGGAGUGGGAUUUGCAGGUAUGAGCUCCUUUUUUUCUUUCUUUCUUGCCCAAUGCUCUGUAGCAGCAGUGAAAUGUACAUACAGUGGUACCUCGGGUUACAUACGCUUCAGGUUACAUAUGCUUCAGGUUACAGACUCCGCUAACCCAGAAAUAGUGCUUCAGGUUAAGAACUUUGCUUCAGGAUAAGAACAGAAAUUGUGCUCCAGCGGCAGCAGGAGGCCCCAUUAGCUAAAGUGGUGCUUCAGGUUAAGAACAGUUUCAGGUUAAGAACUGACCUCCGGAACAAAUUAAGUAUUUAACCCGAGGUACCACUGUAUUGGCUCUGAAAGGUCCCCAUAUCUGAUAGUCCCUGCUCAAAUUUUUGCUAGAGCAAGGGUAGGUGGGGGAUUGUAGAGGGGAAGCUAUCAAAAGGGGGAAUAUUACAAACAGUGAAAACCCUUUGCAAGUUCAUUGCUAGACCACGUUGCAGUGAGUCAGUCUGGGAAAGAUUUUUGUUACCCAUUCUAGGGGGGGAAAUACACACCACCCUUCCUAUCUUAAGGCUAAGACUUCCGCUUAAAGGCAUUUGUAAAAACCAUCUUGGCAAGGGAGGUUUAUUUUGACUGCAAAUUCAUCCCUCCAAGUAAAUACAUACCUGUGGUGUUUAUUCUCCAGAAGAAUUUAAUGCUUUAUUUUUUUCCUUUGGGCACCAGUGGAAAAGCUAAAUUCUUUGAGAAGCAAUUACAAAAGCUCCGUUUGUGCAGAUGUCGUGAGACUGCUAAACUAUGGGGCUGCUCUGCAAAAUUCCAUGGAAGGUUCUGACAUUCCAAAAAAAUGGAACAUUUAAGCUUUUGUUUGGAUUGGCAAAAUGGAACCCGUGUUAAGGGCUGUGGGUGGGUGGCUAGAUAGAUUGUCCUCAGGCUAUUCAAUCAACAAGUGUUAGGAUGUUGAUAAAAUCUUGUAGAAUUUAAAACAAAGUACAAUGCAAAGUGACUGCUUCUCACUUUGGUUUACAACUGCAGGUUCCUGGUGUUCUCUCAAAAAAAGAUCUACUUUUUAAAACUUCUUCCCUGUUCAAAUUGUUUAGAAUACAUCUCAAUACUUGGCAGUAAGUGUACCAUCACACUGCUGAAAUCCCUAUAAUUUUUAUCUGAUCAUCUUGAUUUUUUAAAAAAUAAAUAAAUUAGCAAUUACACGUCUACUCUAUAAUUCUCCGGGAAAAUUGAAUUGUGUGUGAUGUGCCAGCACUUUGCUGUGCCAGGCUGCCAUUAUGAAGCAAUAAGUGAGAAUCUGCAAAGCCACAAAACAUUGUUCACAAACUAGUUUCCUUCAGUACAAUAACAACCCUUUUCUAUGACACAUUGAGUGUGGUCCCUUUGCACGUACAGAGGUUUUGACCCUCCUGUUAAAAAACUUUUUUGCUAUACACACUUGCAUGUUCCCUACUUCUCUGAGAGAUGAGGGGAAACCCAGGGAUGGUGAUACAAGUUUGGAUGGAGUCUUCUAGCAUCCUAUACAGUAUAACAUUUGGUGGCAUAUUUGUAAAUAAUUAGGUGCAAAAUUUCUAAUUCUGCAUUGGGUUCUCAAAGGAAGAAGCAGUACCCUAAGACUAAAUCAGUUUUAGCCAUCCCUAGCCCAAACACUUUCAGCCCUCUGCCUAAUUCAAACUUAGCAGUGACAACUGGUUAUGACAAUUCUCUUGUCUCCCAACUCUAAGGAAGGUGAAGACCAGGGCCGGAUUUAAGUAUAAGCUAAACAAGCUAUAGCUUAGGGCCCCACCCUCUUGCCCCCGCAAAAAAUUAUGAGUAAAAAUUGUAAAUUGUGUUUCUAAAGGAACUUUGUUAUUGCCCAAUGCCAUUGUGUUUGCGUUAUUAAGUUUGUUAUGAAUAAAAAAAUCAUUUUAAGUUAGAGCUUAAUAAUUAUUUCACUAUAAAUAUAAAGGUAAAGGGACCCCUGACCAUUAGGUCCAGUUGUGGCCGACUCUGGGGUUGCAGCGCUCAUCUCGCUUUAUUGGCCGAGGGAACUGGCGUACGGCUUCUGGGUCAUGUGGCCAGCAUGACUAAGCACUUCUGGCGAACCAGAGCAGCGCACAGAAACGCCGAUUACCUUUCUUGCACUUUGACGUGCUUUCGAACUGCUAGGUUGGCAGGAGCAGGGACCGAGCAACAGGAGCUCACCCCGUCGCAGGGAUUCGAACCGCCUUAAUUGUAUUUCAGUUCAACAAUUACUUUGAUAAAAUACAUAUUUUGUUAUGUGCAAAUGGCUUUAGAUACCUAUUAGGCCUAUAUAUUACCAUAUAGCAUAUAUUCAACACAAAAAACAGCAACAAUUUGUUGUUGACAAAGGACAGCUGAACAUAUAAAGGGCCCCAUUACCUUCAGUAGCUUAGGGCCUCAUCAAACCUAAAUCCGGCCCUGGUCAGGACCAAGAAGGCCUCUCUUUUUGCAUCCCUUGCAAAACUACAGGACAGGUUUCUUAAUUCAAACUCUGCCAGCUUGUAAAAAAUACAAAAUCCUGCAUUUGACAAAGUGAGCUCUGGUCCACAAAUAUAUCUAUCAGUCUUUAACGUGACAACAUAGCUAUGCAUCUAAUUUUUGCAUAUCUGCAAAGUAUAAGGAUUUUUGUGAUUUUAAGAAUGCAAUCGUUAAGGAUACAUACUACAGUUUGGAUUUUUUUAAAAAAUCAUGUUGCUUGAGUUCCAAGUUAACUGCACUGUUGAGUAAAUACUAUCUUAGUAAAUUAGUCAGAUUCACCUGAAUGGUUACAGAACAUUCUGUGCGCUGGUGGUGAAGUCACUCCUUUGCCCAUUUUACCCUGGCUCUGUUGAAAGAAAACGAACUGUGCAAAGAGGACGCAGAAGCAUGAAAACCUACAAGCUUUCCAUCCACUACUAAUCAGAAUUCACCUCUGUUCCAGAGCAUUCUUUGAAGCCAACAGCAGUCAAAUAAACACUCGCUGAAAACGUACCCACAUUUGUUCAACCACAAGGACUUCAGCUUUCUUUUUUUUAUAUAUGAUAUUUAUUGAAAUUUCAGAAAAAAGAAUUACACAAAAACAAGAAGUAAAAAUACAAAAAAAGUACAAAAUACAAAAUACAGAAUAAAAGAAUAAAAAACACUUAAAAAGAAAAAAAAAUAGAUGAAUCUUUCCAUAGCUUAGAUUCAUAUCCUUGUUUCCCUGACCUCCUCAUACCUCCCUUUUUUGUAUUCCAGUUCAAUUAGUUAAGUCAGCAAUUUCUUUCCCUCUUUGUUUCCUCAUAAUCCUUUAACUUAAUAUACUAUAACUUUAAAUUUUCAUCUGUUAUCAAUCCUUUUUCACAUACACCUUUAUGGCAUUACUGCUUAAACCACCUAGCUUCAUUCCAACAUCAUUCUAACAUUCAUUAAUUUUGCAAUAUUUCUGUAAAUAGUCUUUAAAUUUCUUCCAAUCUUCUUCCACCGACUCUUCUCCCUGGUCUCGGAUUCUGCCAGUCAUUUCCGCCAAUUCCAUGUAGUCCAUCACCUUCAUCUGCCAUUCUUCCAGAGUGGGUAGGUCUUGUGUCUUCCAAUACUUUGCAAUAAGUAUUCUUGCUGCUGUUGUGGCAUACAUAAAGAAAGUUCUAUCCUUCUUUAACACCAGUUGGCCGACUAUGCCCAGGAGAAAGGCCUCUGGUUUCUUCAAGAAGGUAUAUUUAAAUACCUUUUUCAAUUCAUUAUAUAUCAUCUCCCAGAAAGCCUUAAUCCUUGGGCACGUCCACCAGUGGUGAAAGAAUGUACCUUCAGUUUCUUUACAUUUCCAACAUUUGUUAUCGGGCAAAUGAUAGAUUUUUGCAAGCUUGACUAGUGUCAUGUACCACCUGUAAAUCAUUUUCAUAAUAUUCUCUCUUAAGGCAUUGCAUGCCGUAAACUUCAUACCUGUGGUCCAUAACUGUUCCCAGUCAGCCAUCAUUAUGUUAUGUCCAACAUCUUGUGCCCAUUUAAUCAUAGCAGAUUUCACCGUUUCAUCCUGAGUAUUCCAUUUCAACAGUAAGUUAUACAUCUUUGACAAAAUCUUAGUUUUAGGUUCUAAUAGUUCUGUUUCUAAUUUUGAUUUUUCCACCUGGAAGCCAAUUUUCUUGUCCAAAUUAUAUGCCUCCAUUAUCUGAUAAUAAUGAAGCCAGUCUCGCACUUUGUUUUUUAAUUUCUCAAAACUCUGCAGUUUCAGUCUAUCUCCAUCUUGUUCCAAAAUUUCCCAAUAUUUCGGCCAUUUGACCUCCAUAUUGAGCUUUUUCAGUGCUUUUGCUUCCAUCGGUGACAACCACCUUGGGGUUUUGUUUUCCAAUAAGUCCUUGUAUCUUAUCCAAACAUUAAACAAUGCUUUCCUGACAGUAUGGUUUUUGAAUGCUUUAUGUUCUUUGACCUUAUCAUACCACAGAUAUGCAUGCCAUCCAAAUACAUUGUUAAAACCUUCUAGAUCCAAAAUGUCUGUGUUUUCAAGAAGCAGCCAUUCUUUCAACCAGCAAAAAGCUGCUGAUUCAUAGUAAAGUUUAAAGUCUGGCAGGGCAAAUCCACCUCUUUCCUUUGCAUCUGUUAGUAUUUUAAAUUUUAUUCUAGGCUUCUUGCCCUGCCAGACAAAUCUAGAAAUAUCUCUCUGCCACCUCUUGAAACAGUCCAUUUUGUCCACAAUUUGCAAUGUUUGAAACAAAAAUAACAUUCUAGGCAAUACAUUCAUUUUUAUCACAGCAAUACGACCCAGCAGUGAAAGCUUCAAAUUUGACCAAAUUUCUAAAUCUUUUUUCACUUCAGCCCAGCAUUUUUCAUAGUUGUCUUUAAAUAAAUUCCCAUUUUUUUGCUGUCAUGUUAAUCCCCAGGUAUUUAACUUUCUUAACCACUGUUAAACCUGUCUCAUUCUGAAACCUCUCUCUCUCAAUUGGUGUUAAGUUUUUCUCUAAAACCUUGGUUUUUAACUUAUUCAGUUUGAAUCCUGCAACCUGACCAAAUUCUUGAAUCAGUUCUAAAACCCUUUUGGUACUAGAUUGUGGCUCCUGUAACGUCAAUACUAAGUCAUCUGCAAAUGCUCUCAAUUUGUACUGUUUGGCUCCGACUUGUAUACCUUUAACCAACUGGUCCCUUCUAAUCAUAUUCAGCAAAACCUCCAGGACCGAUAUAAAAAGCAAUGGGGAGAUUGGGCAGCCUUGUCGUGUCCCUUUUUCUAUCUUAAAUUCUUCCGUCACCACAUUAUUUACAAUUAAUUUAGCCUUUUGUUCAGAGUAUAUUGCACUUAUACCAUUUUCAAAGCCUUGGCCUACCCCCAUACCCUGUAAGUUCUUCUUCAUAAAGCUCCAAGAAAUGUUGUCAAAAGCUUUCUCCGCAUCCACAAAUAUUAAAACUGCCUUAGUAUUUAUAUUCACUUGUAAUUUUUCUAAAAUAUUGAUUAUAUUUCUCACAUUUUCAGAUAGAUGUCUACCCGGGAGAAAGCCUGCUUGGUCUUUAUGUAUCUCUUCCACUAACACUCUUUUUAGUCUUUUAGCCAAGAUGUCUGCAAAAAUUUUGUAAUCCACAUUGAGCAGUGAUAUGGGGCGGUAGUUCUUAAGCUGCAUCUUUUCAGUACAAGUAUGAUAUACGCUUCUUUCCACGACUCUGGUGCCCUUUUCCCAUCCAUUAUUUCAUUACAGACUUCUUUUAAAGGUUGUACUAACCAUUCUUUUAAAGAUCUGUAGUAUCUAGAAGUCAAUCCAUCACAAGGACUUCAGCUUUCAAGACAUUAGAGAACACCAGUAUUAGUGCCAAACAUUGAAACCAUUUGGAUGUGAGGGGGUGGGUGACACUGAAGCUUUUUGCUGUUAUUCCGUAAUUUUGGUGGCUCAUGCUUCAAGCAUUAAAAUCUGAGAUAAUGGUGAAUUAGCACAGUUUAUACUGAUUUUGGGAGGGGGGGACUUGCCACAGUUCAUGGGGGAAUUCCUGUUGGACAUCUAUACACAGUGCCAGAUUUACGUAUAAGCUAAACAAGCUAUAGCUUAGGCCCCCACUCUCUUGGGGGCCCCAAAAAAAUUUAAAGGGGAAAAAACUGGAUGUACAUUUCCAAAAUAUGAUAAAAAACAAAAUCAUAUAUUUACACCUAUUAUUAUUUCAUGUUAAAACAAGUUUCUAGAGACUAGAUUAUGAGUCUUUGUAAAUUGUGUUUCUAAAGGAACUUUUGUUAUUGCCAAGUGCCAAUGUGUUUGCAUUAUUAAGUUUGUUCUGAAUAAAAAAUCAUUUUAAGUUAGAGCUUAAUAAUUAUUUCACUAUUAAUAUACUUCUUCUUAAUUGUAUUUCAGUUCAACAAUUACUUUGAUAAAAUACAUAUUUUGUUAUGUGCAAAUGGCUUUAGAUACCUAUUAGGUCCAUAUAUUACCAUAUAGCAUAUAUUCAACACAAAAAACCGUGGCAAUUUGUUGUUGACAAAGGACAGCUGGACAUAUAAAGGGCCCCAUUACCUUCAGUAGCUUAGGGCCUCAUCAAACUUAAAUCUGGCCCUGUCUAUACAAUUAAACCUAGAGCCAAAGCAAUCCAAAAUUUCUGCCACUGCAACUACAGAGCAACAUCCCCAGUCCGGUUCCUUGUAAGGUUGUCAUACAUAUGUACCUGGAAUUCUGCAGUUGGAAGCGGUGUCCGACAGAAAUCGGCAAAACAUCCGGGAAAAUCCAGGUGUGUGGCAGCCCAUGUUGGCGUAUUUCACUUUUUGAAAUAUGGCAAACCUAGUCACUUGCAGGGGACACGGGUGGCGCUGUGGGUUAAACCACAGAGCCUAGGACUUGCCGAUCAGAAGAUCAGCGGUUUGAAUCCCCGCGACGGGGUGAGCUCCCAUUGCUCGGUCCCUGCUCCUGCCAACCUAGCAGUUCGAAAGCACAUCAAAGUGCAAGUAGAUAAAUAGGUACUACUCUGGCGGGAAGAUAAACGCCGUUUCUGUGCGCUGCUCUGCUUCGCCAGAAGCGGCUUAGUCAUGCUGGCCACAUGACCCGGAAGCUGUACUCCAGCUCCCUCAGCCAAUAAAGCGAGAUGAGCGCCGCAACCCCAGAGUCAGUCACGACUGGACCUAACAGUCAGGGGUCCCUUUACCUUUACCUUAGUCACUAGCAGCAGCAGCACCAGGAGAAGGAGGAGAUUGAUGGUGUCCUGAUCUCUGCACCAACUCCAUACUGGUACUGUGAUCAUUUCCGAUCCUGGCUGUGACAGCAACAUGCAGUGGAUGCUCAGCCCCUUCCUCGGCUCAUCCCCUUCUUCAGAAUGCCCUGUGUCAGGGCUUUCCACCCAACCCCCACUAGCAGGGAUACUGCAAGCAGGCCUUCCACAUGCACACUGAGUGGGCAGAAACAGGGAGUUCUGCAAUGGCGAAGUGAUGCCUGUGUUACUUGACUGGCAGGAAACUGGCUAAGCUGCCAGAAGCAAGUAGAGGGCUCUUCUCAGUCCAAACCUCUCACAACUCAGUGUAAGUGUCUUAAGACUGAACACACAGUAACUACCUCUUGGAGUCUCAUUUUAAACCUCCGACAUUCAGCCAAGCUCUCCCCGCCAGUGCAAAACAUCUCUCCGUAGGCCUUCAGUGACAUGGUCAACUUGCAUAGCAAGCUUGUAAUAAAGGAAGGGGCUAAAACCGGCAGUCUUCAAAGAGUUUAGGGAAAUCCAUGUACAAGUCUUGGCUUUCCGAGUCCUUUUCUUGAGAUUCAGCUUGGGGCUGGAACACAAAUAUUCCACUGAUGCCAAAGCUUCCCUUCACAGGAAAAGAGUGGUUUGUGUGCUUAAGGGAGGGAUUCUUCGGGGAAGCUGUUUUUGUUUUAUUUUAUUUCAGUGGAAAUGGAAAUGGAAAUAAAAAGCUGUCAGUAUUAACUAAGGAAAUAUUCAUUGGCAUGCAAUGUGAUAAGCCACAUAUUGAAAAUAAGUUCUCACCAUAGAUACUCAGGGGGCCAGCAGCAGCCUUUCCUUACAGUUGCAAUAGCAGAGACUUAAAAGCAAACAAACUAGCCUUAUAUCAAAAAGAGGCAAUUUUUUUCUUCUGCAUGCCUUCUAAGAUCAAACUAGAGCACCCUCAACUCUUAACCAUAUAAUGUUUAAUUGUAUUGUUCUUUGAGUGGCUGGGAAAACCCAGCCAGAUGGGCGGGGAUAAAUAAAUAAAUUAUUAUUAUUAUUUUAUUUAUUUAUUUAUUUGCAUGACAGGAUGGGGUAAAGUUCAUAAUGAGCAGGGCAAACCAGACCCUGAAUCUGCUGCGCUAGAGGGGGCUUCAGUGGAGUAGAAGCUGUCCAGUUCCACCAGCAGGGAAGCUCCAUUGGUGAGGGGUACCCCAAUGAGUCUGGAGUGAGCAGGCAAAAGCUGCCACCACCAGUGUCUGUCCGUCCCAUCCCCCCCAUUCAGUAGCCAAUAGAAAACCAAAAAUGUUUUUUUGCUGCCAUGGCUAGCCAGGAAUUAAGAUUAUAGCCCAAGACUAUAAAAGGCUGAAACAAAUACAGUGGUCUUAGGCCUCAGUUAUCUUAGGAGGUUCCCAUGAUCACACAUGCCCUGUUGAACAACAGCCGUACAAGACUUCACAAACGCUGCUAAAAAAUUACUUGGCAAUAUUUGCUAGGAAACAGGAUUAAAAAUCCCAAUAACAUUUUAUUAAAAUAAGAACACGAGAAGAGCUAUCGAGUCAAGAAUCCUCUUCUCACAGUGGCCAGCCAAGUACCUGUGGGGAGCAUAAUAUUAACAUGAAAUUACAAUGUUACUUAAAAACAAAAACCCACUUGAAUUUUACUUUCGCAGGAAGUAACAAUUUUCUUUGCCAUGUUGUAUAAAGUGCAACUUUUUUCCUAGAAUUUGUUUCUAUAUUAAUUUGCCAUUUGCACUCGUAAAUGAGGUGUUAUUUUCGCUGCUUUAGCCAAAUCUCAAACUUUAUUUAGCCACUGUUUCCAGGGAGGGUAUAUGUAACUUUCCAUUUUCAAUCCAGUAACAUUCUUGCAGCUAUUAACAAGUAGAAGUUAAUAGGUAAAUAAGUUACGAUAGGUGAAGAAAUACUUUCUUUUGUUUGUCCUGGAACUUCUAACAUUCAUUGGAUAUCCCUGAGUUCUGGUGCUAUGAGAGAAAGAAAAGCUUUCCUCUAUCCCCUUUCUCUGGCUGAUUUUAUACACUUGUAUCAUGUUUUCUCUAAGCUAAGAAGCCCCAAAUGCUGUAAACUUCCCUCAGAGCGGCUCCAUCCUGUUUAUCCCCUUUUCAGAACCUUUUCCAAUUCUACAGAAUACUGUUUUGAUUCAUAUCCCUACUAUUUUUUAAAGCAGACUGUCUGCUAUAUAGCUUGCUAUCUGCGUUGUAAUCCAUCACGGGAGAUCACAAUUGAAUUAAUAAAAUAAAUAAAUAUUACAAAUAUGAAUCUAAUUUCUGAAGAUUGUUCUUGCAGUAAAGAACAAUUAGUAUUUUAUUACAGUGGUGCCCCGCAAGACGAAUGCCUCGCAAGACGGAAAACCCGCUAGACGAAAGGGUUUUCCGUUUUUGAGUUGCUUCGCAGGACGAAUUUCCCUAUGGGCUUGCUUCGCAAGACGAAAAUGUCUUGCGAGUCUAGAGAUUUUUUUUUCGCUUUUCCCCCCCUUUAUCUAAUCUGCUAAGCCUUUAAUAGCCUUUAAUAGCCUUUUAGCAGCUAAUCCCUAAGCCUUUAAGCCUUUAAUAGCCGCUAAACCGCUAAUAGCGCUAAUCCGUUAAGCCGCUAAUAGGGUUGCUUCGCAAGACGAAAAAACCGCUAGACGAAGACUCUCGCGGAACGGAUUAAUUUCGUCUUGCGAGGCACCACUGUAUUUUAAAAUGUAUUUCUAUGAUGCCUUAACAAGCCCCAGAAGAGAGAAAGAGUUCAUUGUAGUCUACAUUUUGCUCAGUUCGUUUUUUUUGUUUUGCAAUUGAGUUACGAUUGGAAUACUUGCUGAAAUACCCUUAGGGCACGUCAACACGCUUUGCCCUCCCUCUGUAGCCAUGGACCAACGUUGUCCCGUUCUCUUGCCAAUGCUGGCGGCAGAGCCAUGAAGAGUCUCCAUGCAGUGGUGCCGAUUGAUGUGUUGAGCUACAGCAUGCAAUAAACUUGCACACUGUGGCUGAUUUAAAUGCUUCCACUUGGAGGGCCUAAGGCAUGAGAUCCUAAAAGCUGGCCCUGAGCUUAAGGUGAAUGGGAGCUGGCUGACACGAAGCAUGAAAUUGUACCUUUGGCUGUGAAUUAGUUGAGCAGUGCUUUAUUAUUCCUUGCAAAAGGGUGGAUGAAUAUUCAUUACGGCCUUACUUUCUUCUUCAGUUCUGCGACCUCUGCAAGCAGGUGCUGCCCUCAGAAUCCCCUGUGGUAUAUGCCAGCAGAGGAGGCUAUGAUCGUCAGUGGCAUCCUGCAUGCUUUGUGUGCUGCAAGUGUUCUGAACCGCUUGUGGACCUGAUCUACUUCUGGAACAAUGGGGCCAUCUGGUGUGGGCGUCAUUACUGUGAGAGCGUAAGGCCACGCUGUGCGGCCUGUGACGAGGUAUGACGGCUGGGGAAAUGGAAGUCUCUUCUCCUGCAUAGCUCUCAAUUUCUCUGCCUAUAAGAAACUAUCAGCUCCGGGGAAUUGCGUUUGGCCGAAUGCCUCUGCAAAAUGAAUACUUGCCUCUAGUAUAUGAGUGCUUUUUGGGUGGGGGUGGGGAUUUUGGUGGUUUUGAGGGAUAGAAAAUGGAACAGGUGAAUGGGGGUGGAACCAUAACUAAUCAGUGAGGAACCUGCUUAGUACCAGGUACAGAAAUAUAGGGAGUGGUGUGCAGCUUUGAAAAAAGUGUGAGUAGAAUGACUUCUGCUUGCACAGCUAAGCUUUCCUGUCCCACAUUGUCCCCAGAGGGUUGGAGGAAACCCUAGAAUAGAUGUAGGGGUCAGGUGAGGGAAGAGGAGAGGGGGAAAGUCCCAUUGCACAGCAGGUCAUUCUGCUUGCACAAAGGACUACUAAGCACCACAUUAAAUUCAACUCAGUGGUCUGAUCUGCCUAACAUGGUGAACUAAACUAUGACUUACCAGGACCAUGUCAACAUGCAAGCUCUUGGAGAUGAUCUCUCAGCCACUCUAUUCCUCCCUCAUCGUUUUUGCUCCAGGGACUUUUGGAUUUGCGUUUGCCCUACCUUGUUAUCUGAAACUGGGCUGAUAGUUAACCUCUCUCCUUGCUAACCAUGAGCUGUUUGAAAUAUAUUUAAAUCACGGAAACCAGAAGCAUUUUAAGGUGCUCUUUUUUUUGUUUCAGUUUUAUUUUAAUAAGCAGAGGUUCUAUAAAAACCGAAAGCGGAAUAUAAACAUGCCCUACAGCUUUGAAUUAGCUAGGCCAAACUACUUCCGUAGUUUAUGUUGAGAGAUAUCCUCUUUUGGUGUGUUGCUAAAUAGUAAUGAUGCAAACACUGCUUUGUUUUAUAUGUGUUUUGGCUUGUCAACUGCUUUGUUUGUGUGUUGCUUCCAUAAUGAAGCAGUUAUAGGACUUGGCUGGCUCUAGGAAGAAAGUGACAUGAUAAAUGGAGUUGUUUACUUCCACAGAUAAUAUUUUCUGAGGACUACCAGCGAGUCGAAGGCCUCACCUGGCACAAGCAACACUUUACCUGCCUGGAGUGCGAGACCUUGCUGACAGGCCAACCAUUCAUCCUAGAUGCAGCCAACCUGCUAUGUACAACUUGUAGCAAAAACAAGCAUCCUUAGUCGGCAUGAAGUUUCUCAAACCAAAGUUUUCAUUUUCUGAUGCCAUCCAAAUUUGAAUCAAUGGGAUAAAAACAUGGGGGGGGGGGGAGUGAAGAAAGUCACUUCACUGUGGCUUUGGACUACUAUGACUAUUUACAAUCAUGUUAUCCUGGGAAAUGAGGUUGGAAAUGAUGACAGGGUAGCAAACACAUCGGGUUGAAAUCUACAGAAUGGAAUGUUCUAGUUCUUUCUAGAGUGAUAUAAACUAAUGUUCUGGAAACCAAUGGCCAUAAUGUUCAAUUACUGAUUGACUUCAUGUUACACUAUCUAAUCAAGGGUCUCUAGAAACAUGCAGAAUUCUUAAUUUUGCUGUCGGGCCUCACUACCUUUCUUGUUAUGAAAGUGUUAUAUUUAUAGAUCGAAACCACCACACUAACUCCAGCCAAAUUAGUGGCUUUAAAGAAUGGAACUAAGUGGCAAAACGUAUAUAACCCUGACGUUCACAAUAACUUUCUCUUCUUUGUUGUAAUGACCGACUUCUCAGAUGCAAGGGAUCUGCUUAUUAACUUGUGUUUACAAGUCAAGUACUGUUAAGAUUACUAUAGUAAACUGUUUUCAUGUUUGUCAAGAUAUUGGUGUAAUCAUGGCUUGUGCAGGGUGAUUGGAACAGAUGUAUAUUGCAACUUGCAUUCAAAUAAUUCUAGCUAUAGCUAUAGCUGUUUUUAAAGCAAAAUGUGUUUGCCUUACACUUAGUUUUCAGUGGGGUUUAUGGGGAUGGAUAAAUGGUUUGUGCUGGUUGUUAGUCUGUCCCGUAUAUUCUUUUUCUCGCCCCAAUUACUUUGUUACCCAGUUUCAUACCUAUAAAAAUCUACCACGUAGAGCAGUUCUAUUGCGACAGCCAAGAAACAGGGAGUGAUGAGUAACCAGUUUGUGCUCAACAGUUUCUUGACUUUCUUUUAACUCCACUCCUAUUUACCUUCAUUGAAACUGGAGGAUGAGCUCAAAUGUUGGCAUAAACACCCUUGCUCAUAUGCUUUGGUGACUUAGAAAUAAUAAUGAACCUGGGCAUUAUGUCAACUCACUUACUAUUUGGUCUCAGCUACUGGAUCCUAUUAUAGAUAUGGAGACCUUCAAGUCCUUCUGAAUCUUAUUCUGCCUAAUGUUUAUGAUGAGACUCUCAUCAGCUUAAACUGUACGAUGUUAAGAAAACAGCAUGUGAUCAUGAACAUUAUCCAAGGCACAUCCAACAAGAUAUGCAUUGACUCUUGUGAUAAGAAUACAUUGGAACAUGUAAAGUCUAUCUAGUUCCUAAUCAUUCAUUUGCUUGGGGUUAGCAGCAAGGCCAAUAUUAGUUGCAUGUCUUUAUGAAGCUGAGACUUUAACUCAGAUUAAGCCCAUUUAUAACAGAUAACCAAGGGAGCCCUCAGAAUCUAUAGAAACAAUUUUGUCGUUACUAGUUCUGUAAAUAUUUGGUUUGGUUGAUUAGUCCAGCAACAAUUGCCAAUGUACUGUAAGCAUCUGUCGGGAUACAGUGGGAGCAGAAGUUACCUGAGGUGAAGAACUGGAAAAUAAUUUCAAUUAAUUCUUCUGAUUUGAGACAUAGCACAUAUUAGAUGCUUGUAUUUUGCUUUCAGACAUAUAAUCAGUAUGGCUGUUUAAAGAAUUUAUGGAAACUAGGUAUGUACAAAGCAUAAGCUUAUUCAGUAAAUUUAGUUUUGGACAAUGUUUUUUGGCAGCACAGGAGAACUCCAUUUGGCCUGUAAUAUGUGCACAGUGAGUUUCUGGGUUGAAAAUAAAAACUGCAAUCCAUUGAUGCAACUAUGCUGGCAAAUCACCACCAGUUAUGACUGAGUUGACACUCCAAGCAAUGUGUAAAUAAGACAUAGUGGCUUGUGGAACACAAAUACCUGCUCAAGAGCCAUUGCAGUGUGUGCCUCUGAACUUGCUUGGGGUGCACUGAUUUCAGUAGUGCUUACCUGUGACACCUACCUGUGGCUGUAAAUGUAAAUACACCAGUGAAUAUAUUCAUUUAUUUACCCAGCCCCUCCAAUGUGAGUACUUAAAAUCUGGAGCAAAAAUAAAAUGCACAGCUUGUUUGGCCAAUGGUAGCUGAUGUAGAAAUGUAUACAGUACCUGAACAGCAUUUCUUAGCAGGUGGUCACUGGUAAAAGAAGGAAAAAUCCCCACAAUUUUAUAUAUGAUUUCACCUGCUAUAAAAAUAAUUACUUUAAAAUCAAUGCAGCACUCUUAACACUUAAAAAAAAAUUAUUAUUUUUAAGAAGCCUAUUGAAGUGUCAAUACAGCUCCAAUGCAGACAUCUAUAGGGAUGGUAUUUGGGUAUUCAGCCAGUAGAGCCAGUGUGGUGUAGUGGUUAAGAGCGGUAGACUCAUAAUCUGGUGAACCGGGUUCAGUUCUCCGCUCCUCCACAUGCAGCUGCUGGGUGACCUUGGGCCAGUCACACUUCUCUGAAGUCUCUCAGCCUCACUCACCUCACAGAGUGUUUGUUGUGGGGGAGGAAGGGAAAAGGAGAAUGUUAGCCGCUUUGAGACUCCUUCGGGUAGUGAUAAAGCGGGAUAUCAAAUCCAAACUCGUCUUCUACUCUUCUUCUCUUCAGCACACAUACACAUGCACCGAAAACCUGUGACCAUCCAGAUGUUGUUUGAUUCUUAGUCCCAUCAUCAUUUUUGACCACUGACAUGGUUGGUUUGGGCUGAUUGUAAUUGUAGUCAAACAGUAUUUGGAAGGCUACAGAUUCCCCAUCUCUGCCACAGAGAGAUGGACCAUGCGGUACAUGGGUCAAAGGAGCAAUAGCCUCAUCAAAAGCAUGCUGGACUUCCUAUAAUGCCUCAGAAUGGAUUGUAAAGAUGGCGUCCAUGGUUUUGUAGCAUUCUGCCACGUAGCAGUCUGUGAAGUCAGCUGCAUCAAGUGACUGUAUGAUCAGAUUUGCAUGUAAUCCCAUUGCCCCUGCAUCACUCGCCACGCCCCCGCUGGUGAUGCAUCAUGCCCCUGGGACACAUGCCAGCCACACCCCUGCCUGUUCUCCGCUCCAGGGGCUGCAGCAUGUUGCUCUGCCACUGACCACAGUGCUAAAAGAAGUAACCCAUUGCAUAAGUUUGGCAGGAUGCCUUAAGGCAAAUCACAUAGUUCUGAUUGGACAGUCUGGGCAAUCGGUUUGACGGGGACAGAAUUCACCAAACUCUGACCCCCAUACAAUCCAUCCCCCUUUUUCUUUUAACGGGACUGCAGGUGAAAUAGCACUUGGAGAAUUAUGCCCAUCACCUCAGCGCAGGUAGUUUAUAUGUGUAUAGUGUGAAUAAUAAAGAAAUAGUCAUGUUCUUUUAAGUUGUCUAGCUUAAAAUAUCUAAUACUUCCCCUAACAUUAACUGACAAGACAUGGAAAAAAUGUUUCUAAAUGCUUAAAUAUAAAGUAUUCAAAAAAAUAAAAUGUAAAGAAAUGGAAGCCUUUUGAGACGUGUCUUCAUCACUGUUGUAUCUUGGCCUUUAAGCAACUCAGAUGUUUUUAAAAAGUUUUUCCUGAAAGGAAUAUACUAUGCAGAAGGGGCAGAGUCAGAAAGGGGAGAAGGAUAAUGCUGGCAAUGCUUUCACUCUGAGAUUUGGAAGGCUGGAGUUCAGGUCUCAGCCCUCAUCUUGUCACCUCAUGGUUGAGAGAGAAGAGAAAGCAAUAAUAGAUGAGCGG